AGGGAAGUCGGCCGUUCCUGCGCCGCCCGUGUUGUGCCGAGCCGCGGUGCGCGCGCCUUGGCCGGCAACCUGGCGCAUGCGCCCCUUUGAGCUGGCUGGCUGAGCUCGCCCCUGUGGAGAGAGGGCGAAACAGAGGGGACAGAGUUAGAGCAGGACGAGGACGAGGAGGAGGAGUUGUUGUGCCGUGAAGGGAAGGGCGGCGCGCGGCGGCGGUUCCCUCUUGCUCUCCCCACCCCCAAUUCCCGGUGGCUGUGUCGGACGGGGCCGGGCCGAGUCAGCGAGAUGGUCAUGGCGUACUUUGUGGAGAGUUUCUGGGUGAGAAGCUGUGGGGGUUUUUUUUGGCUUCCCUUCCCUCCCCCCCCCCCCCGCUCUCCUUUCCUCAGGGGCCGGACCGUGUCACGCACAAUGGAAAAGAAGCGCGGGGAGGGAGAAGAGGCGACCCGGAGCCCGGCGGCAGCGGCGCCUCUGCCCCUUCUCCUUCCCGGCUCUUGCGCCACCUUCGGGGCAGGGUUCGGGCCUGCCGUGGCGACGGGUUGGGAUACGGGGGGCCGCUCCGGAGUGCGGCGGCCUCGGCUUUUACCUCACGGGCCGCUCCGGGGCCAGUGCCAGCGGGGGGGGGGGUCGAGCGAGCGAGCGAGCGAGGCCGGCAUGAGGGGACGACUGGCUUGUGUGGCGGGGGCUUAUCCCAGGCCAGUGCCCUUGUGUGGCUCCUGUGCUGAGGGUGCCAGCCUUCCCCGGCUCUCUCUUUCCCUGGGUGGGAAGGAAGGCCAGGGCACCUGUUGCUUUGCCCCGAGAGGAGGGUGACUGGGGUGGCGGUGGCGGCCCUCCUGUCCCCGAGGGGCGUCUCUCGAGGCGGCGGCGGCGGCGGCGGGUUGGGGCCAGGCUGCUGGGUGAGGUUGUUUACUUUUCCUCUUCUUCACUCUCGCUGACAAAACCCUAGAAACUGAGGCUUCUUCGCUCAGUGGAAGUUUACUCGGGAUCCUCCUUCCCUUGACUCUUCUACUAAAUGCCGCUGGUGAAUCUUCAGUGUCUUGUGGAAUCCGAAACUACUCCAUUGUAGUGCUGCUUUUUUUAAAGGUCUUGUUUAUGUUUGGUUUUUUUCAAAAGCAAGACGAGGUCUUUAUUUAUGAGUUAACAAGGAGAUCUUACCAAUCCAUUAUAUAUAAAACUUAUUAGCAAAGGAACCAAAGAGAUGAAGUAAUGAUAGGAAUCUCAAGUCACUGUCUGGACAUUGAUUUUUUAUGUGCUUAUUACAUGACUUUUGAGUUAAGCGGUUAGAGGUUUUUAACAGUAUGUAGUAGAAUCAACAUAAUCACCUAACUACAGAGCAAACCUGGUUUGGGUUUUUAAAAAAUAUCCUCUAUACAAGCUUUCUUUCAGAGACACUGUGUUAGUGUACCUGUGCUUUCCAGGAAUGAAACUGUAUACAAGAACAUACAGCUUGUGCUCUUUUUCUCUGCCUCUUCUGCACUUCAUGAUUCAGAAGAACAGCAAGCUAGUACAGUAGUUUCAUGUAAUGAUUUAAAUAGCGUGGAUAGGUUACUAAUAAAAUAAUUAGAUGUUGCCUUGGAAUAUCUGCUAUCUUAAAAGUGUCACAAAAUUUUUGUCCAUAUAAAGUUUCUAAGAAUGCUCAUUCAGCUUUGAUUUCCUUAAAUUGGAUUUGCUUUUCUCUGAAAGCUCAGGGUCCCAGUGAAUUGCUGCUUAGGAAUUUUGUGAAUUAGUACCCAAUUGUGGUUGCUGUCUGCCAUUUACCUUUAUGGGACUUACUUCUGAGUAGACAUGUAUGGAUUUGCAGCAGAAGUGACAGAAUCCUUACAUGCUUACUCAAGAGAAAGUCCAUCUGAAUUCAUUGUGGUGUACACUGUAGUAAGUGUGCGCAGGAUUUCAACCUUAGAUAUCUUGGGGCAUUUUGAGACAAGAAAUGUGACCAACUGUUUCAGAAUCAACUGAAAUGUUGAUUAUGGCUUUAUAAAUGUUUAUAUAUGGCUGAAUGUAUUUCAAAUGACAUCUUUUGAAGGAAGUAUCUGUUACAGAUAUUGGUAGUAUAUUUGGGGUGGCAGUUCUGCAGAUAUCUGUAUGUUCAUUAUGUCCAUGAUCUAGUCCUUUUAUGAUAUAAAAGUCAGAAUAUAUAACCUAUUGUUUCCUCAUACUUAUUGCCUGUAUUUUCUGUUCCUGUAUUUUACAGUUGGGUGGUGGUGGUGACUGGGGUUUUUUUAAGAGUGAAAUAUGUGGCAAAUGUUGAUCAUUGCUGGAGAAGAAUAUACUGCCAUUACUGAAAACCUACAUACCUUCUUGGUGUCAGGAACAGUUACUUUCUUGGUAUCAGGAACAGAUAAUGCUAAUAACUUAAUUAUUAGGUUUAACAAAUAAAGGUUUAACUGAAUUCAGGUUUAACUGGUGUCAAUUUCAAGGGAAAAACACUGGCAAAUGAAUGUUUCUAAUUUUGAUGAGACUAAAGGCCUAUUUAAAAGUAGAUCAUGAAUACUACUUUGUAACGGAACGUGUGAACUGACUCCAUAGAAAAGCAUUCUGUAUGAGGUAUUGUGGCCAUGAUGUUGAGUGAAAAUAUUUGUUUCUUAUAGAUGAAAUCUACCUUCACUAUAUUUUCCCUAGAAACAUUUCUAAAAACAGAAACUCUGCUCCAAACUCUAGGGUACACCAAGUGGUUGAGUGCUUAUUAGUUUCAAAACAAAAUGGAGCCACCCCAAAAUAAGCUAGUUUUUUCUGCUUCCUUGAGGAGUGCCCUAGGUAUACAGAAUUUUAUAAAUUUAUUAAUGAAAAGAAAAGUAAAACUGCUAACAAGAACCUGGGAAUUUACAGAACAUUGGUAAGAGUUUAGCUUACAAAGAGAUGGGUGGGGGAGGAUCUAAAUAAAUAAAUUGGUAGACUGUGAAUCUAUCAGUCAAGUCUAUGUCUGAGAACAGUUUAAGAUAUGGAAUUUCCAUUUUACUUAAUCAAUUAUAAUAUUUAGAGCUCACCUUUCCUCCAAGGAGCUCAAGUUGCAAUACAUGGUUCUCUCCCAGUCCAUUUAUCCUCACAACAACACUGUAAAGUCAGUUAGGCUUAGAGAGAGUGGCUGGCCUAAGGUGAGCUUCAUGGUUGAGUGUGGUUUUGAGCUCUGCUUUUCCAAGUCCUAGUCCAACACAGCCUUUCUCAACCUUGGGUCCGCAGUUGUUUUUGGACUACAACUCCCAGCAUCCCUGACUACUGACCCUGCUAGCUAGAAAUGAUGGGAGUUGUAGUCCAACAACAUGAGGGGACCCAAGGUUGAGAAAAGCUGAUCUAAUCACUAGAAUACAAUAUUUCCUGUCAGUUGUAAAAGAAAGCAAAAAGCAAAUGAAGGGCAGAGGAGGAGAGGGAAUUGACCUAUUCAGCACCCCACCUCCUCAGCUGAGUGCCCUCCUCCACUUCAUAGCUAAGAGAGUAUUGAGUUUGACACUGGCGACUCUCUAGUGCUAUGUAACACAACUGUAGAAGGCCAGCAGGGACAGAAACUCCUGAAAUUCACUUUGCCCCAAGGCCUGAAAAGCAUUUAAAGGCUCCUAUUCUGGGUUCUCUGAAUAUACUGCAACAUUGUGCUGCAGGUCCGUCUUGUUUUUGAAACUCAUUAGUGAUGGAACAAUGAUAGAACAUUCCUGCAUUGCAGGGAGUUGGACUAGAUGACCCUUGGGGCCCCUUCCAACUAUACAAUUCUAUUCUAUAAAAUGGUUUCAAAGUUAUAAUUAACUGUUAUCCCAGUGACUUUGCCUGAAAUGUAUAUAGGGACACGCAUACAAUGUAUAUGAUUUUCACUCACUCUGACACUUGAUUUGUCAAUGAGGGUAGAAGGUAACAGGGCUAAUAUAAAUAAUCCCAAAAUUUGCAGAACUGACUGCAACUAUUCUGUUAAUUUUCAUAAUAAAAUAUGUCAGGUCUGAUACUUUGGACUAUUAUAUGUCUUUGAGAUAUAUAUGCAUUACUCUGAAACUUCCUCCCUGGAGAAACUACACUGGCUUUCUCCUUGUCCUUUUGCUGGCAGGUAAAGACAUUCUUGUUCCAACAAGUUUUUGGGAAUUGACUGCUUUUGAUGAAAGGGCUGGUGCUGUGCUGUUUUUAUUGUAAUUAUUUGUAUGUUUUAAACAGAUUUUAUAUGUGUAUAUAGUUUUACUUCUAUUAAUGUUUAAUUGUUUUUUAAUUAUAGCUUUUAGUUUUGUUUUUAGUGAUUCUUGUUUUUACGUAGGUAACCCACUAUCAGCCCAACCAAUACAUCAUUCCUAAUACAAUAAAGGAAAUAUGCCAGACUGUGGUGUGGAUUUAAUGGGCAGCAAAUCCCAGUGCACGUAGAUUGUGUGACUUGGUUGAUUUUUGCUGUUUGCUUACAGUGUAUAGGAGCCGUGUGUAUAUAACUAGUUAAGGCAAAAUCCAAAUACCAAAUUAUAUAAUACAAUUCAUAAAUUGGAAAGGGACCUUUAAAAAAACUGCAAAGAAAGCCCUGACUUGAGCACAUCAACACUGGCACAAAAAGAAAAUAGGUUGAUAUGUUCAUUGCUAAGUCUAGCCCACUGCUCAAAAGCAUCCAUGAGAGAGAAAACCAUCCAGCCAUCGAGCAAAGAAGAGCUUGCCAAGACAGGCUAUUCUAAUGUUGAACAUCUCUUGCUGUUAGGAGGUUUCUCUGCAUGUUUAAUCAAAAUCUGCUUCCUUGCAAUUUCCACUCACUGCGUCUAGUCCUGCCUUCUGGAGUAACAGUGAACAAGUCUGCUCCAUCUUCCACAUUGCAACCCUUUAGAUAAUUGAAGGCAGUUAUAAUGUUACUUUUUGAUCUUCUCUUCUUGGUGCUGAGUACACCCCUCUCUUUCCACCAUUUCUGAUAGCUCUUGGUUUCCAGAUUCUUCACUAUUUAGGCUGCUUUCUUCUGGACAUACUGGAUAAGGGAUAAAGCUCUUUAGUCUUACUCUGCCAGCUCCAGCAGACUAGUAAAUAUUUUUGUAGGCUAGUAAGUUUUGUGGGCUUAUUUGCAAUGCAGAUAUAAUGAACAUAUACAAUGAACAUGCAAUUACUGUUCCAUUGGAAGAGGUAUUUUAAUUCAUAAUUCUUCUUGUUUUAUAGGCUGAAAGUAAUAAGGCACUGUUAAGCACUGAGACUUCUAAAAGUGGGUUCAUGAUUAUAUAGAGAGGUACUUUGCUUUUUAGUUUAAGUUCACUGCCCCAUUACAGGAUAACUUAUUUAUAACUGAUCAUUUGUGGUACUGUAAACUCACAUCUGGUUUGGUGCUUUAAGACCUUUUGACAGUUGCUGUUGUUUCCCUGUAACAGCCUAUUAGUACACUGCAUUUUUAAGUACAGGAGAAGGGGAAUAGCCAUCUUCAUAUAGGAUCAGGAGAUCAGAUAGUGGAACACUCAAAAAGCUUUCUGUGACCAAAUGGCUAGACAUUUUUCAGAUAAAAUUGCUUGUAUCCGCACUGGCUUCUGAGAGGAAUGGGGCUUGGACAUUGUUUAGUCAGGUUGUUAUGGAUCCUUUUAAGCUUGUAUUGAAUGAGUAUGUGGAUAAGUUGCUUGGAAGGCUGAGACAUAUGUGUUCUAUAGGGUCUUUCCCAUCCUGACAGUUCAGAUCAGCUAUAACUGGGUUGGUCAUGUGGACAACUCUGAAAGAUUAGUUCCCACAGUUCUUAAGGAGGCAGUGGUAUAAUAAUAAUAAUUUAUUAUUUCUCCCCCGCCCAUCUGGCUGGAUUUCCCCAGCCACUCUGGUAAAGAAGCUGUAUUUGAACCCAACAAACAGUGUACUUACCUCCCAGUUUCCAGUUUGCAAUUUUGGUGCUGGAGUGGGUGAUUUCAUCCAGGUGAUUUUAGAGGACACUUACUGCAAAUUUUAUGAAAAUAGAAUAGAGGAUGUGGCUUAGUAUGACUGUCUAUCAUGUGAAACCUUAUGGUUGUUCAGUGUUUGCAAUAUUUGAUAACAUAAGUUGGUGUUUUCAAGGCCUAUUCAGAUUCUGGGAAGUUUAUCGAUAUAUGCAUUUACUGAAGAGAAAUUAUUGACUUGUUUAGCCCUUGGAUGCUAGUAGUCAGUAUAAUAUGGCUCAUGCCAUGGAGUAUGAAACCAGCCUUCAGCUUCCAGACGUUUUGGACUAGAAUGCUUACAGUGCUUGUUGGGGCUGAUUGGAGUUGUAGUCCCAAACACCUGAAGGGCAUUGGGUUGGAGAAGGCUAAUCUAAGCAGUGAAAUAUUGCCUGUGAAUUUGUGACUUACUUCUGAAUAGAAAUGUUUAGGAUUGCACUAUUAAAUGUUCUAUUCCAACACAUUCAAAGCUUUAUGUGUAAAUUGUUUUUAAGUACUUGCAAAAAUGUAAAGACUGCGGCAUGAACUUCUUUUACAUUAUGCAGUCUGAGAUGAAAUAAGAAUUUUAGCUUCAUUUUUUACUUGACCUGCACAGGCAAUCAGGUAACAUUCAUGUGUAUUUGCAGUUUUAUUUUAUCCCCAAUGACAAAUCAGGAAAAUAUAUAGAAGUACAUUCUUUAACACUUCCUGAGAAACAUUAAUUAUAACUCUGAAACUGCCAAUCUUGCAGCUUGUAAUCGUAUUGGUAUCCACUAAUUAUUACUAAUUAUUAUCCACUAAUUAUUUGUUUUAUGAAACAAAAUUUUAAUGGGACAUUUUCUACAGAAAAAUUAAGCACUGGAAAACUUCCUGCAAUUUUCCCACUUUGCAAAACUUUCCAUGGUACAUUACUGUUGUAAAACCUGCGAUAAUCACUCCACAAUCCCAAUACCCUCUUGCUACAGAAUGCUCAAUAUAAACUGGUAGUCACUUGUAUGAGCCAAUUUUCCCUGCCUUCCAUUUCUCUGCCUUCCAUUUUCCUUUUCUCUUUUGCAAUUGAAACUCUCAGCCAUUAAACCAAUAGAUUCCCCAUUUGAGUGUUGAGAACUACUAACAGAAAAUGCAGAAAUUGAGGAAUUUAGCUCCUUCCAAGGAAAAGUGUCAGAAAAGACAGUAGUUCCUGUAGUAACCAGAGAAGAUAGGUACAAUGCUGUAGAUACAGAAGACAUGUUCUGGUGGUACAGAAAGCAGGGAAUUGGUGCCUAUCUUACAGGGCUUCUUGUUUGAGCCACGCACUGUCUGAAGACCUAGCAUGAAUUUGAAAGUUCCAUCUUCAGGCAAUAAAAUGAGUUACUCUUGUAUUUUCUAAUUUCUGUGCCUUCUGCCCUAUAAGUUGUAAAGAGGGUUUUCAGAAACCUUUCCACUACCCUAAAUUGGUUGUAUCUGAUUUUGUGUGUUUAUAUUAUUAUUGUCAGAAAACAAAACUGAAAGUAUGUCAUCUUAUUAGCUGUAUGGAUUUCCCAAAGUUUUCUUAUCGAGAAAGGUAGUUGAACAUAACAGCCUCCAGCAAACCUACUCUCCAGCGUAAUUAUGGUGACUAGUCUUCCUUGCUCUGGAAAGUGAUUGAGGUGAUAAUGACUAGGCUCAGGGAGGCUUUUAAGUUUUGCUUCUGUUUGUGAUGAUUAGAUCAAAUUCAAAAAGGUAUAGAAAUACAGGAAACUGAGCCAAUCUUUCUGUAGGAGGAAAGGUUUACUUAUUUAUGCUAAUCUGUUGCAGUAAACAGGAAUUACAGCUUAAAAACAAAGUAGAGGGAAUGGAGGGUGAAGCUUGAUUCUCUCAUUAGGUUAGUAACCUUUUUGCAAUCACUGGCCAUGUCACAGUCAAGCCCCCUCCCAGGCGAGGAAACAAGCAGGAAAACGCCUGUGGAAUGCAUUCAAACACUUGUGAGGGUUCAUCAUCUAGUCUACCUAGUAGCAGUGAAGGCAGCAAAGAAGGCAUACUUAGCUGCCUCCAUUGCAUUCUCUUCUUGCCAUCCAGCAGAGCCUUUCUGGACUGUGUGGGGCCUCUUACAGUCUGGCUUGAAGGAGGUGGUAGAACCAAUGGUAGCUCGCUGUGACUUGCUUGCAAAGCAUUUUGAGAGUAAAAUCGCUUCAAUCCACUUGGAUCUUAACUCUGCUGUUACAGCAGAUGAAUCUCAAGGGUUGUCCAGAGCACUGUUUUGGAUGAGAUUCAGUUAGUAAGGCUUGGAUCAGUCACAGCGACCUUUUGCACUCUGGACCCUUUUUCCUCUUAGCUGAUAAUAACUAGCAGGGAAGGGACAGCUGACUGCGCCAGGAAGGAGAUUAAUGUGAGAGGGGGUGGUCUCCGCCUGCUUGAAGGACGCAGUGCCAAAACUACUCCUCAGGAAACCCUCCUUGGAUUCAGAAAGUAACCAUCAACUGGUUGCUAAUCUACCUUAUUGGGUAAGGUACUUGAACAGGUGGUUGUGGACCACAUCCAGGUGCUCUUGAAGGAAACAGAUUGUCUAGAUCUAUUUCAAUCAUUGUUUAGGCCCUGUUUUGGCACAGAAACUACUUUGGUUGCCCUGUAUGAUGACCUUUGUCAGGAGAGAGAUGGGAAAAACUGUCCUUGUUAAUUCUCCUUGGCCUCUCAGCGGCUUUUGAUACCAUCAACCAUGGUAUCCUCCUGGAGCGGCUGUCUUGAGGUAGGGGUGGGCAGCACCGCUUCGUGGAGGAUCCAGUCCAACAGAGAUUCAGGUUCAUGUGCUGCCUCCCUUCUCCCACACAGCUGGGAGCACAGAAGAUUUUGCUUUUUUGGUAAUUAGAGUUUGCUUUGUCAUUGUGGUUAGUUUAAAAUGGGGAACGUUUUUGAAAUGGGGCAAACAUCCUGUUGCAAAGUAGUAGGCUACAUUCCAGUAAGGGACAGGGUCAGACUCAAAAAUUCAUAUGUCACAUACAACCACACACCUUUAUCACACACAGAGAGAACACACUUUCUUCUCUGCUCUGAUUUUCUUGCUCCAGAUCUUUUUGCAGUGGAAGGUGCCGUAGUUGCACAGCAACAUCAGACAAUAUCAAAAGCCUUUUCCCUCUGGGUGCUCCCUGUUGAACACUAUGUUCUGCAUCCAGCCCAUGGGCCAGGGAUCCUUGCACCCCUGGUUUAAAACAAGCCAACUUCAAAUCAUUAUUUCUGAAAUUGCUUUGUUUAGUUUCACCAUAAUUUAAGGUUAAAUACAAAUCUAGGUUUGGACCACAUGGCAAGCUGUAGGUAAUGAAAAGUGGAAUAUUCAGAUGCUUCUUGGCUAUGCCAGAGAAGAAGAGAGAGAGUACCUGAGCCCAAGUAUUGCUGCAGCUUCUUUCUGCUUGUGCAUGUCAUGCUAAACAAUGGUUUAGCAUGACAUGUAAACCAGGUUACUCAGUUUCCACAUUCAAAUUAGUCAACUUGCAAUUCAAAUUAGUACAUACCAAAAAUAAAGAAAUGGAAAUAGGGUAGGGGACAGUGAAGAAAAUAACCAAGUAGAACCCAGAUACUCUUUUUCUUUGAUGUGCUUCCUGUUUUGGCCUAGCACUUUAAAUAGUAAAAUGUUUUCAUAAUAUUUUCAUUUCUGAUUAAAAUCAAAAGGUGGUAUUUGGCUGACUCAAACUUUGUUAAACAAAUGUUCAGUGUGUUUGAAUCAAUGCUGUUUUACUCAAAGGAAGUACCAUGGGGUUCAGUGGCUCUUACUCCCAGAUAGUUAUGCAUAACAUUGCUGUCUUGGAAUGCAUUACAUAAAUCGUUGCAUUUGCAUAUAACAGAAAGCCAAUAAUUUGAAUUUACUAAGCCAUGACUUGCCUACCAUGCAGCCUCUUUGCAGCCAUUUCUCUCCUUCCUUUAUGCAAACACCUAGCAUUUAACUCUUAUCCAUAACAUUCAAUUGCGUGCAAAUUCAGAAAUUCUGGUUAACAGCUUCAAAGCAAGCUAGGAUAUAAGGCAUUCUCUGGGUUCAUAUCCUGGCUUGUUUUGAGUAGAUUGUAAAUGAGUUUAGCCUUUUAAGAUUCCACAUGAACACUUUCAUGAAAAACUAGUAGUUCUUAGAAAAUUCAAAUAAUUUUAUUAGCCAAAUUCUGCUCGUUCCCUGUAUUUUGUGGUUCUACCAGGAAACAGCAAUGUAACUAUUUUGUAACUAAACUGAUAUAAAACAUAGGGUAGUAUUCAACUGAAUUUUACUUGGAAAAGAUCCACUGAAAUUAUUAUACAUAACUAAGUUAGGUCCAUUAAUUUCAUUGGGUCUCUUCUGAGUAAAACCUAGUUGAAUACCACAUGUAAACCUGGGGCAGUUAAAAAUAUGAAAGGAGAAGAAAAAACCUGUAGAGAAAAUUUCAUGUUGAAAGUGGUUGUGGUGGAAGAAUUAAGUAUACAUAAAACUCAAGUUACAUCAUUAUACAAUAUGUGUAUCAUGGCAGGACUGGACUUCACAGCUGGUUACUAGAUAGUAAUGCAUGGCUUCUAAACCUGGCUAUAAUUUGUAUACUUCUGUAAUUUUAAUAUUUGAUUAAGUAAGCAAAUAAUUAAAGUGCACUUAGUGUGGUUUAAAUACUAAAUAUCUUCAAUCUUGGGAAUGCUUGUAAAUAUUUUAUACCAAUGGACAGAGUAUGGCAAACAAGCCAGCCCAAUUUGAGCUCUUAAUACAGAAUGGCAAAUAUGAUCUAAUAGGCAUUUCAGAAACCUGGUGGGAUGAAACUCUUGACUGGAAUGUCGAAAUUGAGGGGUCCAACCUGCUCUAAAAUAAUAUAUCAAACCGGAAGGGAGGUGGAGUACCAUUAUAUGUAAAUAAUGUGUAUACUUGUAAAAAGAUCCGUGACUUGGAACAUGGAAGGCAGAUUGAGAGUCUAUGGGUAAAAAUAUAUGGACUUCCAAGCCAGACUGAAGACUUGGAUGAUGACUUACUAGAGCAGUUUACCAAUCAUUCAAGAAGGAGAGAGAGAAUAUUUAUGGGAGACUUCAACUUCCCUGAUAUAUGUUGGAACUCAAAAUAUACCAAGAAUAUAAGGUCCAACAAAUUCCUCACUUGCCUUGCUGACAAUUCCAUCCUGUUCAUUCAGUGGCCAGGUGUAUGCCUAUGAGAAGCCUGAAAGCAGGACUUUAGUGCAACAGCAUUCUUCUCUCCCGUGAUUCCCAGCAAUUGGUAUUCAGAGGCAUGCUGCCUUUAACAACAUAGGUACUUGCCAUUGUGGCAAGUAGCUAUUGUUAGCCACUAGGGAAUAUUCUGGGACAAGUUGUGGGUCCUAAUUUAAUCUGGUGGACAUGCUAUGUCCCCAUGAUCAAAAUGCUCAGAGUGGUCUUGAGGUGAAGAAUGAAAUUCAAAUCCAAAUGAAGCAUUGAAAAGAGAAAAUGGGUAACUUAAACUUCCCCCACAUCUGUCAUGUAUGUUCCAUGCAGAAAGGUAAAAUUUCUGGAUACCCUAAAUGGCUGUGUCCUAGAACAGUUGGUCAUGGAACUGACUAGAGGGGCAGCAACCCUGAACUUAAUCUUAAGUGGUUUCCAGGACCCAGUAUGAUGUGUAAGUUUUGGCAAGUCCGUUGGGAGCACUGGUCACAGUUCUAUUAAAUUAAACAUACAUGUAGAUCACCAAUUUUAAAGAAAGCCCAGAACAGUCACAUUUGAUUUUAAAAGAGGAUACUUCCCCAAAAUGAGGACAUUUGUAAAAAGGAAGCUAAAAGGCAAAGUCAAGUGGGCAAAAUCACUCAGAAAUGCUUGGGAGUUCUUUAAAAAUGCAAUGUUAGACGCUCAGCUGGAGUGUAUACUGCAGAUCAGGAAAGGAAGCAUGAGGGCCAAGAAAAUGCUGGCACUCUUAACAAGCAGAAUCAAAGAAAAGAAAGUAUUACUGGCAAGAAGGCAUCCGUCAAAAAAUGGAAGUCUUGUCCAGAUAAAGAGGAUAAAAUGCAACACUAACUUUGGUCAAAAAAUGUGCAAGCAUAUGGUAAAGGAUACUUAAAAAAGAAAAAAGAAUUGAAGGAACAUAUUGCCAAAAGCAAAGGGAUGCGGGUGGCACUGUGGGUAAAACCUCAGCACCUAGGACUUGCCGAUCGCAUGGUCGGCGGUUCGAAUCCCUGCGGCGGGGUGCGCUCCCGUCGUUCGGUCCCAGCGCCUGCCAACCUAGCAGUUCGAAAGCACCUCCGGGUGCAAGUAGAUAAAUAGGGACCGCUUACCAGUGGGAAGGUAAACGGCGCUCCGUGUGCUGCGCUGGCUCGCCAGAUGCAGCUUGUCACGCUAGCCACGUGACCCGGAAGUGUCUGCGGACAGCGCUGGCUCCCGGCCUAUAGAGUGAGAUGAGCGCACAACCCUAGAGUCUGGCAAGACUGGCCCGUAUGGGCAGGGGUACCUUUACCUUUACCUUUAUUGUCAAAAGCCUUAAGUCCAAGAAGUUCUUUAAAUCCAUUAAUAAUUAUUGGAAACUAUUAGGGAAGCAGUUGCACCCUUGGAUGUCAAGUGAGUUAAAGAUGUGUUAAUGGAGGAUAAGUUUGCAGAGAAGCUAAAUUCUUUGCAUCUGUAGGGCAGAUCCCAGUGCCUGAACUUUUGCAGGAAGGAAGGAACAAGAGAUGAAGUUCUUGGCCUAAUAGACAAAAUAAACACUGACAAAUUGUCAGGUCUGAAUGGCAUCCACCCACAUGUUCUGAAAGAAAUCAAAUGUGAAAUUGCUGAGCAGCUAUCAAAAACUGGUAACUUUCCCCAUGUUUCUACCCCUGAGAACUGAAAAGCAACCUAUGAAACACCAAUUUUUAAAAAGGCAUAAGAGGGGUUAUCUAGAAGGGUGUUCUCUGUGGUAGGCUCCAGACCCUGGCAUGAUCACCCCUUAAAGGUGCUGCUGUCUCUUACAUUGUUGUGUUUGAGACUCCAGUUGAAACAUUUUUAUUCACUCAAGCAUUUGCAAUUUGACAGAUAGGAUGUGUACUCUUCAUUAACAACUUAUGUACUUCUAUUUUAAUGGUUUGCUAUCAAUUUCUUGCUGUAUAUAUCUUUUUAGGUUUUCAAGGAAGUAGGAUUUAUAGAUAGGGUGAUUUACAGAGAAAUAAGUAAGUAAUCAGUACUGCCUUCUUGUAGUUUAUACUUCAAGUAUAAAAAUACUAGGGACGCGGGUGGUGCUGUGGGUUAAACCACAGAGCCUAGGACUUACUGAUCAGAAGGUCGGCAGUUCGAAUCCCCGCAACAGGGUGAGCUUCCGUUGCUCGGUCCCUGCUCCUGUCAAGCUAGCAGUUCAAAAGCAUGUCAAAGUGCAAGUAGAUAAAUAGGUACCACUCUGGUGGGAAGGUAAACGGCGUUUCCAUGUGCUGCCCUGGUUCGCCAGAAGCGACUUAGUCAUGCUGGCCACAUGACCCAGAAGCUGUACGUCGACUCCCUCGACCAAUAAAGCGAGAUGAGUGCCGAAACCCCAGAGUCAGUCAUGACUGGACCUAAUGGUCAGGGGUCCCUUUACCUUUUACCUAAAAAAAUACUGUGUUAUCAGAUUUGCUAAUGUUAAUGUAGAAACUGCAGCAGCUUAAGUUGCUGUAUUUACCAAUAGAAUAAUGGAAGGAAGCUAUUCCUUGCUUAGUUACAUAUUGUAGAAACAAGAAUGCUGUUGAAAAGUUGCUGCACUGCUAAACAGGAGUUUUAAAGUUCAAAUAUGCUGCUUGGAUAGACAAGGGUGAUGCCUUGUAUCUUUUCUGCAGAAUUUUCAUAUGGCACUAGGAUAGUUAACAAAACAAGGAGUUCCUGUAAUGUGUUUCCUGUUAUGAACUGGUUUCUUUGGAAAUGCUCUGGUCAUUUGAUAGUGCUUGCACAGCUACUUUCAUUUCCAUGUUAGCAUUAGAAGUGGUUUUACUUAGUUGAUAAAGAGAAUAGUCAAAUUUAAUACAAACAUUUAUUUGUUUUACUUUAUAGCCUUGGACUUAAAGAAUUGCUAUUGGAUUCUUGUUCAUUAACACUAACAGUUUGUACAGGGUUUUUUAUGAACUUAAGGUCAUGUACUACACAUGCUCCCCAAAGGGCAUAUGAGGAACAUUGGGCUGUACGCCUUCGCAGAAGGCAAAUAGCUCCAUGUUUGCAGCAUCCUGCCUUGCAUUGCAUUUUCUGAAUUUGUUGUGUGAUAAAGUGUUGAAUCAGGAACACAAGUAUUAUUGGGUGACAUAUCAUUUAGAACCUUAACAGAGUAAUUUGGGGAUGGCUUACAAUGGAAAGAGCAAACAAAAAUAUCAAGCUGAAUUCUUUUUCUCAGUUUUCAUUAUGAGAUUACUUUGUGGCAAUCCUAACUGAUUAAUUGUAAUCUAGAUAUAUUACAAAAGCUUUCUUAACAGGUAUUCAUUUUUAAAUGUUAAAAGCCAUAGUCAGAAACAAACUGGUUUAAUAUGAAUGAGCAGCAUGCUUUUGUACACAGCUCAAAGUUCUCGCUGUGCUCUUCCCGCACGCCUGCUUAUGCACCACCAGGAAGUAAACUGGAGUCAUAACGUCUAAACCUGGGCUUUGGUUUGUUUCUCUCCAAACUACAAGUGAUAACCAAAGUUUGUUUUGUUUACUGUUCAUGGUUGAUUUGAGGGGAAACAAACCACAAGCCUUAGUUCGGAUGUCACAACAAGCCACACACAGGCUUGUUUCCUGGUGGUGUAUCAACAGAAGGAGUGAGGAAGGAGCAGAGCAGCAAUUUUUCAGCAGCACGCAUAGGCAUGUUGCACGUUCGCAUUAUAUCAUUGUUAGUUUUUAACAAUGGUUUGAUGUGGUGGUUUAAUGCCAUCAGUCACUAUUGUCAGAAGGAACAUUUAUCUAAUUUGGAGCAGGGAAGAACAACAGCAUGGCCCCCUUUUUACUCUUGGUAUACCAUGUUGAACAAGACAGUAAUUGCAUACUUUUCAAUAUAGCUAAAAAGGAAACCGCCCUUCUUGAAGCAUUUUAGAAUGGGACACACCUCUGUUGGAAGUAAUAAGUAUGCAAAAUAUUAGAACUGGAGCAAUUAUUUUUUGCUGCUUUAUCUUUUAGUGUAAGAGAAGGGUAGUAGAAGGUGUGGAUUACACAAGAGUGAUGUAAUCCCCAUAUGAGGGUGCUGUUUGUGGUCCCUACUAUUGUUGCUUCACAUUUCUAAAUAAACCACAUUAUAUUAUUAGUCUUACUGUGAUUUAGUUCCAGAUACUUUGUUUCACAGAGUUUGCUUCUAGUGCUUGUGCAACUGGUUGUGGAGUGGUGCUAAUGAGUGAACUUCUUCUGUUGUUAAUUCUAUUAUUCAUAAUUUAAACUAAACCAUUUUUUUUUAAAUCAUAGGGAGAAAGGAACAAUGGCUUUGAUGUUCUCUAUCAUAAUAUGAAACAUGGACAUGUAUCUACAAAAGAACUAGCAGAUUUCAUAAGAGAAAGGUAUGUGCGUUUAUUAGCUACUUAUUCUGGCAUACUUACAUAAACCACUGAAGACAUCUUUCUGAAUACUAGUCAACUACUGUAUUACAGUUUAAUGGUUUUACGUCAUAGUUCUAUGCAUAUAUACUUAGACAUAAGCCCCACUGAAUUUAGUGAGGCUUAAUUUCCAGGUCUGUGUGCAUUGGACUGUGGCCCUAAUAAAUCAAGAUAGCCUGGGGAGCCUCCAGUCUGUGUGCCAUUAUUGCUUCUGCCACCCAGAGCUCCUGAACCUGAGAAUUACUCGCAUGCAAAGUCUUAAUUCUGCCAGGAUUCUUUCUCAGUGUACUGAUACUCAUACAGCCUACAUUGGUUCAGAACAGUCAUGGUCUCUUUUGAUUCAUAUUUAGCAAAGAAAUAGACCUGGCUGGUGGUAGCAUACUGAGGACAUCAGAACUCAAUCUCCUAGUCACUUGUUUCCAAAACAUGUGCUACUGGUUGCUAAACUGGUUUAUGCUUGCUGUUGGAAAUGCAAGGAGGCCCUUCAAAACAAGAAAGAAUGGGAGAUGGUUUGGUACUCUUUAUUUAGUCUGAUUGACAUCAUUCUGUAAAUCUUAAAAUGCAUUCAAAUUUGUUAAUGAAAUACAGAGCUGUAGUUUUUAUAAAGAAUUUUGUCACUGGGUUAUGACCAUUUAGAAUGGUGAAACUCCAUAUAGUGGAUAAUAGUCUCCCUUUUGUAAAGUUCUUAUAGAAAUGUUUUUAAUAUAAAGUGGAUGCUUUAAUUUGUUUAUGUUUUGAUACUUGUAUCAGAUUUAAUUUAUUAAUAUUAAAGAAAAAAGAACACUGAAAGUGUUGUCUUUCUGAGAACACUACAUAAUCAAAACUUUCUCUUCUAGAAUUAUGCAUGUCUAUUUUUUGAUCCAAAAAAUUAGGCAUUUUCACUAGGAAAUGCAAAUUCUGCAUUCUAGUCAUGAAAAUUAGUGUUCAUAUCAGUGAGUUAAUACAAAUGUUCCCUCCCUUCAACAGAGGGAGAACAUUGGAUCCCACCUAAGUUGAUUUUGCAGCAAUACAUUGUCCUUACAUAGCUUAUUUUUCACAUGCUAUUUGGGUUUACAGCAAGUGUAAUUAUAGAGUAGUGUGCAAAGUGGGAAAAUGAGCUAUUUGGAAAACAUCUGUUUGUAAUUUAAAAUAUGAAUUUGAUCCAAUCAAUUCAAAAAUUAAACAGAAUUUGGUAUAGAGCAGUAUUAUAAAAAAGGGAAACAAUGUAUUUUUGUGGUCAUAGUUAAAUGUUGUAGAGAUAUCUAUAGAAGUACGAACCAGUUUCCAGUAAGCAGACAGAGGAAUUAAAAAAGCAGAAGCUUGAAGUUUACUAAGGGACUUCAGUAUUUUAAUGGAACGUGGGGGGAAAUACUUCUAAUAAAUAAAGCUGCAAAGUUUCAAAUGGGAUUAGCUGUGCAUCGUUCAUACCCUUGAUCCUCUGUCCUAUAACUUAGUUCAAGGCAUUCGUUUCUUUAAAAUAUUCUAAUUUGUAACUCUUAAGAGUACGAAAUCUCUUUCCAUGGUUACUUAAAGACUUGCACUGUUGCAAGCCCUUUGGUCUUGUGUUAGAAUGUUUUUAUUUAUUAUUUAAAAUCAUUUAUAAACUUCUUUAGAUUAAAAAAGAAAUCCCAGGCAGAGGAUAUUAUCUGGUGUUGUGUGUUUGAUCUUUGGCUGCUAACACAAAACUUGAUGUAAACUGUAAUUUGAGUCACCAGCUUUGCUCUCAUUAGUACAGUCAAAGAUAUAUUACAGCCAUAUCACUUUACCCCUCAUGUGGAAGAGAUGUGGUGGCACUGUGGUCUAAAAACCACUGAGCCUCUUGGGCUUGCUGAUCACGAGGUUGGCAGUUUGAAUCUGCGCAAUGGGGUGAGCUCCAAUUGCUCUGUCCCGGCUUCCAACCUAGCAGUUCAAAAGCAUACCAGCACAAGUAGAUAAAUAGGUACCACUGCAGCAGGAAGGUAAAUGGCGUUUCUGUGUGCUCUGCCUUCCAUUACAGUGCCCUGUUGCAUCUGAAGCGGUUUAGUCAUGCUGGCCACAUGACCUGGAAAAGCUGUCUGCAGACAUACGCCGGUUCCCUCAGCCUGAAAGUGGAGAUGAGCGCCCCAUAGUCAAAUUCAGCUGGACUUAACUGUCCAGCGGUCCUUCAACUUUACCCCUCAUACAAGACACUUUCUGCUGUGUUCUGAAAUUGUCCAAAAAAACCCCUUUUUAUUGCCACUGUAGGACACUUUUUAGACCUUCAAAUACAUUAAGUAGAAUCUAGUGCAGGAGUCAGCAACCUUUUUCAGCCGUGGGCCAGUCCACCAUCCCUCAGACCUUGUGGGGGGCAAGACUAUAUGGGGGGGGGGAUAUGAACAAAUUCCUAUGCUCCACAAAUGACCCAGAGAUGCAUUUUAAAUAAAAGCACACAUUCUACUCAUGUAAAAACACCAGGCAGGCCCCACAAAUAACCCAGAGAUUCAUUUUAAAUAAAAGGACACAUUCCACUCAUGUAAAAACACACUGAUUCCCAGACUGUCUGUGGGCCAGAUUGAGAAGGCUAUUGGGCGGCAUCCGACCCACGGUCCUUAGGUUGCCUACCCCUGUUAUAGUGCUUUAAAAGUAAUCUUUCAAACAAACUUCUCCAAUAUUUGGAAUAAAGUUGCAUUGAAACAUCAGUGUAACUGCCUUGACCUAGGGAUCUAACAUUAGAGGAAUUAAUCAUGCAACAAAUCCAAAUUAGUUACCUUCUCAAGGAAUGUAUCUGCUAGGUAUAGCUGGGAUUAGAUUGUAUAGAGAGGCAAUUUUGUGCAGCAGUCAAUAUCAAUUUGCAAAGGAGUUUACAAAGGCUUAAUAAAAAAGCACAUAAUAUUGUUAGACACCACCCAUAUCUUCAUGAGUAGUGUGAAAUUUCAGAGGUUGCAGGCACACUUUACCCAAGGUCUGUGUUUCCUUUUGGACAAUGCGGCACAGUGGAGGCUAUGGUGUCUUGAUGAUAUACUGUUUAUUUACACAUACAGUAGUACUUCGGUUUAAGAACAGGCCUGUUUACGAACGAUUAGGUUUACAAACUCUGCAAAACCGGAAAUAGUGUCCCAGUUUGCAAACUUUACCUCAGUCUAAGAACAGAAGCUGAACGGUGGAAGGGGACCAGUAGCAGGAGGCCUCAUUAGGGAAAGCAUGCCUCGAUUUAAGAAUGGUUUCGGUUUAAGAACGGACUUUCGGAAUGAAUUAAGUUCGUAAACCAAGGUACCACUGUAUAUACAACCUGAGCUUAGAUCAGGCCAUCCAACUUUUCAUACCAAGUGGGCCUCAAGAAAACUGUGACAUAGAACCCAUGGGCUGCACACCACCUUGUCACACACACAUGGGGGAGGUUGACGACCCCCCAGCCCUCAUUCUGCCUUCCUAAAGCUGGCUAAGGAAGGCACCAGGCUUUGCGAAGGAGAUUUAAGGUUCUGGCAGGGACCUAAUGCCCUCCCACCUCCUUCCCAAAGCUGGGAAACCCCUAACUACGCUUUGGAAAGGGGGUAGGAGGACUCUAGCACCCUAUCAGAGCCCUCACACUUUCUUCCCAAAGCUCAGCACCUCACCUACCUGGCUUUGGGAAGGCAGCAUGAGGACUGUGAAGGGUAGGGGCAUCCAAUGCUGCUGAUGGCCACGUGUUGGACCACCCUGGUCAAUACAGAGGGGUUCAAACCAUUAUACUCAAAAGGGGUCUUUUGCUUCUCCCAUCAGCACAGCAGCAUUUAGGUCCAAAACACAGAAACCAGCCAUAUUCUUUCUCUUGUCUGUCUGUCUGUCUCUGUCUCUCUCUCUGUUACAAUCAGCCUACAUGCUGUCCCUGGAUCCCCUUCUUCUUCCUUGUUGCCUCUAACAGACUGAAAAGGAUUUCCCUGAGUUUCCAAACUGAAAACCUAAACCCCUUUUAUCUCUGCCCACUAACACACACUGGAGGAGGGGCUCCAUCCCCCUUGAUAGCAGGCAUUGAAAAUGUCCUGAUGGCUCAGCUUUUGAUGAGUCACCACCCGUCUUUGUCCCCCUAAUGAUCCACACUCAGCUAUUCUUCUACCUACUGGUUUAUGUGACUCUUAGGGGAAAAAAGCACACCUUAGCAGAUUGAGUUAAAACACAUGAUUUUAGGCUAGCUUUAGACUAACUAAGGUAGUGGUUUGUUAACAAACAGUGCAUUUGUUCAUGUCCUCUAAGAUUUGUACAUAUUUUUGUUUUGGACUGCUGAUUGUCUUCUUCCGUUGAUAGAGCUACAAUAGAAGAGGCAUAUUCAAGAUCAAUGACAAAGCUAGCCAAAUCAGCAAGCAAUUAUUCACAGCUUGGGUAAGUUAUGAUGAUUAAAAACAAACUAAUUUUGUGCAGGUUCUUGGAGGCUGUUAGAGGAGCUUUUCUGCCUUUCUCUGUAUAAUAUAAUACUAAUACUUAAUUAUAUUACAGAAUUAUCUGAAAUGUUUGUGGAUGUAUACAACACUUAAAACUGAGCUCUGUAUGUGUGUAUAUGGCUUUGGGAGCUUACUCCUUUUUUCUUUCUUUUGUGUGUGUUUUCUGAAUAAAAACAAAAACCUGUGCAUUUAAAGAAAAUGCGAAAUGUUUGUGUAUUUUGCAUGAAUUUGCUGAAGCAUGAUAUACCCUAUGUAUGGUAGAACUUGGGUAGUUACGUGUUGAAUAUGGGAAUGAAAAGAAUCUGUCCUACCUUACAAGGCAAUAGCAAUUAUUAUAAGAUAAAGUAUGUAAAGUGGCUGCUAACUAUUAGCCAGGUAGCUGCCACAUUCAUUCAGUAGAAGGAAAUAUGUGAAUGCAAACCUACUUCCUUUACUGAAUUGAAUUUGGGCAGCCCUUAGUAGCUUACAAGUUUAACCCAUAUGUGACUCUCUCUUUAGUGGAAAUUUGACAUUUAACUUCCUAGAGGAGUAAUAUUUUAAUAAGUGCUCCAUUUGAAUGUUAAAAAACCUAAAACAUUGAUGAGUUCUUCAUCUAAACAUUUGUAAAAACAAUUGAAAGUUAUUCACAGAGUGCCUCCCUGUAAUGUCCCUGCCAUUCCAUUCUGCUAUGCCCAAGGCCCCAACUGCCUAACUAGAGCAGGAGUGCCCAAAGCCCUGGUGGAGCAUCAUAUUUUGCCAAGAAUGAGAUUUAGGACUACCAGGCCUAAAAUUAUCUGCAGGAAUAUGACACAAUUGGAACCGAGGCACUGCUUGCCUCAGCUGUGCUUGUAAGCCUUUGACCAGGAAUGAAAACUUAAAACAUCCUGUUCAGUCAGAGCUCCCACAUCUAGAGUAAAUUUCUGAAUUGGAGAGCAUUCCUAACCCUGUUCUUGUUAUAGUAAGUGAAUUGUUUACUCCUACUAAUUACCUUUUUUUGCUUCUAAACCAAGUAAUUUUAAGUGAGUCCUGAAUAUGCAUUGAGCAGUAAUAAGAAGCUGUGAUGACAUUUGUCAAACCUUGAAAUGUAGGACUUAGAAAUUCUUAUUGGGUCAUAGGGAAUAUAUUUUUGUUGGGUCAACAAGAAAACAGAAUAAAAGUAAACAAAAGUAAGACUCAAUCAAAUAUCCUUAGGAGUUGCAAUUAAAGAAAACCGUAGUUAUUUAUCAUUUAUUUUUUGCUUUCAAGCUAUUUCAGCACUAAAACACCCAUUUUCUCUCUCUUAUUUGUAGGACAUUUGCACCAGUCUGGGAUGUUUUUAAAUCAUCAUCCGAAAAAUUAGCAAGCUGUCACUUAGAACUUGUUCGGAAGUUGCAAGAACUAAUAAAAGAAGUGCAGAAGUAUGGAGAUGAACAACUAAAAGCUCAUAAAAAGGUUGUGUAUAGUCAUUUUAAUGCAUUUUAAUAACUUCAGAUGAAAAUAUUAAAUUGGUAGUGUUUAACACACAUGUCAUAUUUAACAGACUAAAGAAGAAGUUUCAGGAACUUUGGAAGCAAUGCAAAAUAUUCAGAAUAUUACUCAGGCCCUUCAAAAAGCAAAAGAAAACUACAAUUCAAAGUGUGUGGAACAGGAACGUUUGAAAAAGGAAGGUGCAACACAGAGAGAAAUAGACAAGGUAAUGUUUCAAAGAUUUAGCUGCCUGUCUUUAUAGUUUAAUAGUCUAACUGCACAGAUAGAAAACAUCCAUACGACAUUGCUGCUUUUAGUGUUUUUCAGCAUAAAAAAUAAGGAUAAUCAAAGGAUGUCUUUUGCGUAAAACAAACAAUAGUAUGUUAUAUAAUAGUAUAAAGUAAGGUUCUGUUUGCUUAUUGAAUUAGCUUAUGUCUGCACAGGUGCAACAUUUUGAGAUUCACUGAGGCUGUAAUCCUAACCACCUGAUGUAGAUGAUGAGGGUGGGCCAGGAUGCAGCAUAAGCUCCUCUCUGCCAGCAGAGAGUAGUGUCACUGAGUUAACGUUGCUGUGACAAAUGCCUGAACACUGCCUGAGUGGGCAAAGUCUCCCACCAGUGGUAGCCAAAAGCAAGCCCUGGGGAAACAGCGUGUUCUGGUGGGAUCCACUGGGAUCCAUACCACUGUAGAUCCCUGAGGAGCUUGAUCCUUUGGCUGCUUAACUUGCCAGCCCUGCAACUGGCCCAGCAAAAAUACAAAAAGCUGCAUCUUCCACCCUGACUGGCAGGAGCAGGCAACAUUUUGGAGCAGUGGAACCACCACAGCAUCUAGUCUUUGACCCCUGUUAGGAUUGCCCUGCUCAGUUUUGUUCACUUGUUCAGUUAUGUGUAGCCCCUGCUGAAUUUACUGUGAGGAAAACACAUUUUCCCCAACGCACCUUCUAUUAGGCUAUGUAAUAUGUCUCAGACUGCUAAAAAAAAGUUACCAUCCAUUUUAAUGUCUAAAUGGAUGUCUUAACAUGGUCAGCAUGCAGUUGACUCUGAUGCCACAAGCAAGCAUGAUUACUUUCAGCUUGAAAAGUGUAGCGGCAUUUGAAUACGUAAUGUAUUUGAUUCCUCUGAACAAUUCAGUUUUCCACCGUUGAAGUGCAAAGGAGAGAAUGAUUAUGGUAAAUUCAACUUUGGGUCUAGUUGGAAUUUUUCUUUAAAACAGGCAUAGUGCUACAUGGAGACUGUGCAGUGUAACUGAGCCAAUAAACUUGAUUUUAAUGGAAAAUCUAAUAUAUGUAGUGAGAUUCAGGAAAGAUUAACACCAUAGUGUUCACUGCUUGUUUAUAUAUCAUUAAAAAAUGCUUUGAAAGGAUUAGUAGAGAAAAUAUAUUAAAAUAGAAUCAUAGGAUCAUAGAAUUGUGGAACUGGAAACGGAUCCCAAGGGUCAUCUAGUCCAACCCCCUGCAAUGCAAGAAUGUCAACUAGAUCACACAUGACGGAUGGCUAUCCAACCUCUGCUUAAAAACAUCCAAGGAAGGAGAGUCCACCACCUCUCAUGGGAGUCUGUUCCAUUGUUGAACAGCUCUUACUGUCAUCUUCCUGCCAUCUUGUUCUAUGUUUCCCCUUUGAGUUUCAAUAAACUCAAAGUUAUUUUAAAAUGUGUUAGAGAUUACUAACAACUGUGUUUUAACAUUGCAAGGUGAUAUAGCAACUUAAUUUCAUGUGGUAUGUUGUUUGCAUGAGCCCUCAUGUGGUAAGAACUGGAAAUUACUGUGAGGGAGCAAAACAUGAAAUUGUAAGUCAGCUAAAUUGAUUGUAAAAAGUAUGCCUUGUUAUUUCUUCCUUCCCUACAAUCAUUAUUAUUUUAUUAUUUUAUUUUAGGCAGCAGUAAAAUCCAAGAAGGCUACUGAUACAUAUAAACUCUAUGUUGAAAAAUAUGCUGCAGCAAAAUCUGAUUUUGAACAAAAAAUGACCGAAACUGCACAGGUAAACCUUCUUUUCAGUAUCUGCAAGGCAAACACUAUAAUUUGCACAGUCUCUGCUCUUCUCACUUACAAUUUUCCAAGGAGUCUGGAAAAAGAGAAUACAGUCAGCAAAUUAAAUAAAAGUGUUCCUAAUCUGCACAGUCGGCUUUAAAUUCUGGGUUCAGAAUUUGAACUUUUGUGUCAGGAAAUACUUUUGGAUAAGUUUUAAGUGCAUGGGAUAGAGAAACAACAUUAUACUCCCCCUGCUAAUUUCUUCUUACAUAAUGAUUUGCUUCUUUCACCUGGAUCAAAUUUAUUGUGGAAUUUGUUGUGCUAUUUGAAUAUUGCCAUUUUAGUUUUGAUAUUAAACACUUAACUUUUGGUCCUAAAACUGUUGUUAAUAAAUAGAGAAAUAACAUAAACAUGAAAAAUAUGUGAAGUAUGCCUGCCAUUUAAGGCAAGCUGAGAGCUUCCUUGGCAAGGAAUGUCGUAUUUGCAAAGCAAACAAACCGUACUGUGUUUGAGUUUGUGUAUUUUAAGUUAGUUCUUUGUGUUGCACUAGAACAGAAGCUUCACAUUGCAUACUUGUUGGAAGAUUCUUAAUGCACAUCUCUUUAUUUUGAUUAGAUUUGGCAUAUCAAUUUUUAAAAGUACGUUGGCAUUUAUAGGAUUGAACUGAAUAUCAAUAUAAUUGGGUCCAUUGGAGUUGUUGGUGACUGCAACAGAAGGGCAGAGUAAAAAAGUAAAACAAACAAAUAAAAAAGCGAGCUAAUUAUGGGAGCUCAGUGGACAGUUCAGUAUAUCAGUAUUUUAAAUCCAGUUUUGACUUAAGCUGUUUUAACUCGAAAUAAGCCCUAAAAACAACACUUAUUUGUUCUGCAGAAAUUUCAAGACAUUGAAGAAAUGCAUCUGUUCCAUAUGAAAGAGAUUAUAGAAUGUUUUUCAAAUACAGUCAAAGAAGUUCACUUACAAAUUGGCGAGGUGAGUUUUUUAUAGUAGCUCUUAUUAUUCAGGCUAUAAAUUAAGAUGUAUUUCAUCUUCACUGAAGUUCGUAGGUAUCCAAAUUUAGCAGGAGUUGUAUUUAAUUUGCUGCUGUAGGUGUGGAGGAAGAUAUGGAUAUGUGAUAAACUUUCAAUCAAGUUUUAUAGAUUGUUCCUCCAGUACCUGUAUCUAGAUGUAAAAAUAAUUUUGGUAAUUAUGUAUUUCUAGGAUAAGAAGAAAUAAAAAGCAUAUUUGGACCCAUAGAGCUUAAGUCUGUGGGAACACCCCACCAUCAGACACUCGCUUUUCAUACUUACGGUUGUAAAGAGAGAAAAGACAUCUUUACAAAACUCUAGUUGUGAGGAGCUUCACUUGAGAUGAUGGAGGUUAACCUCAAUGCAGCAGUGGUCUUUGUCUUGAGACCUCUGGUAGUGGGAAGCACUGGACACUACAAUCUGCUAUAGUUCACAUGUUUCCCAGUAUCUUUAGAUGCCUCAGAACUGGGUAUCUUCUGCUGCUUUGAUGCUCCUUAAAACAUUCACCCUUCCUCAGUGCAAGGGUCAGAUUGGGAAAAGGGUGGGCUGGUAGUGGGGAGGGCUUGCGGAGUGGCACUGAGUCAAAACAGUUUCUAAAUGGGUCCAAAUUUUAGUGUGGUUUGAGUAUAACUUAUAAUUGGCCCAGACAGGGAACUCAUAUAUUCACAACUCUGAACACCCUGAUCCAGAGAUCUGGUGGUAGCAUGAGAAAACAAAUGUAUGUGACUUAGGUUGUUGAUCUUUGUCGCAUGGGACAGGGACACUUCAGUCAAUGUAGUGCCCUCCAGAUGUUGUUGGAGGACAACUCCUGUCUUUCUUCAGCAUUGGUGAUGUUGAUUGGCACUGAUGGGAGUUACAGUUCAACAACAUCUGAAGGGCACCACAUUGGCAAGCUCCAUUCUGGUGUAUCUGGCAUGGGGCAUAAUUAUUUUGCUGUUACCAAACAAAUUUACUUGGAAGUUGGUCCCCUUUUAUUUACUAUAAAAAGGAUGCCCCUGAAUCUAAAUGAAGAAAACUCUUCGCUAGGCACAAAGUGGAAAAUAUAUCUUUAUUGACAUUUAGCAUAAAUGAAUCUUGUCUCAUAGCUCAUUUCCAGGAGUAAAACUUUGACUGCUGAAUUUCCAUACUGAAUGCUUUUGUCGUCAUCUGGACUGUUUGAAUUCUAAAACUUUAAUUUUUUUCUUCAUGUAAUUAAAGAGAUCAGUUUGCCCAACUAGGAUCUAAAAACAACCUACCAUAACAGUUUAUAUCUAUUGUACCUUGUGUUCUAGUAUUUUUAUAUUUGUGCAGUAUUCAUUAUACUAUUAGAAUGUUGAUAUGGCAUUUUUGCAUAUGGUUAAAAAAUAACACUAAGCAAAACUUAUUUUUUAUUCCCCAAAUCGUUAGUUUGAGCUAAAAAUACAGAUAUUUGAGAUCAAAGGGAUGGUGUUUAUGAUUUUGAAAUUGUUUCUUUACACUUUUUUUGUUUUGGCCAAAUUCUUAUUAGGAUUUAACUUAGAUUGAGACAUGGGUAUGGUUUAAUUUAUAUCACUGCAUGUUUAUAUCAAUUGUAAACAGCUAUAUCAUGCUUAUACUAAAAAUGAAAGUGACCUUGAGGGAGACAGAAUGUAUUUCUAUCAUUCAGAUUUUCUGAGUAAUCCUAAUAUGUUUGGUAAUGAAAGAGACCCUCAGUAUGCCAUUUGCAGACAGGUCUGGACCCAAACAACUUUUUUAAAGAAACUAAGUUGUUCAUAUAAGACACACAUUUCAGGAUCUUAGAGGGGCGUAAUAGUCCUAGCUUAUUAUAUUAACAAUACAGUGUCUAAAAUCCAAAGACUGGCCAAGACAUAGUCAAAAAUAUUGUGCUAGCUCUGUGAUAAUAUUUACUUCAAACAGCUGACACCCCCCCCCAAUCAUAUUACAAAUUGCUUUUGAAACUAAAAGCAGUUUGCCAGUCACCAUAGGGAAUGUUUGAGGAAAACAACCCUAAGGCUUACAGAACUAGUUUUAUGGUUUUUUGAGUCCCAGCCUGACACUUUUUACUUAUAAGAGCAAGAUGGGAAGUGUAAUAAUUGAACAAUCCGUUUGUGUGCAAAUUGCUGAAGCCCACAAAGUUAUAUUUACUAGUGUUCUUUUUCUCAAAGGUACAUGAAGAAUUUAUAAAUAACAUGGCAAACACAACAGUUGAAAGUUUGAUACAAAAAUUUGCUGAGUCGAAAGGCACAGGCAAAGAGCGACCUGGUAAGAGAUACAAAAUAAUUGAUUUGGUAUUUUUUUAAAUAAAAGAUUGCUUGAUAUUAUCUUCCAGUGUUCAAUGCGCAUGUGCGCGCACACACCCCUCCAUCUAUGCUCCUCUUGAAUAAUUGAUACUAUGCAUAUAUAACUGUAAUUUACUGGCAGUAAUGAAUGCAGAUAUUUAGUUCACUAUCAUGAUUCUUUUUUCUCUGGAUAAUGCCAGUUCAAAGGAAAAAAAUGCUGUGGGGGGGACAACUGUGAAAAGGUGAAUUCCAUGCUGGGUAUCAUUAGGAAAGGAAUUGAAAAUAAAACAGCCAACAUGAUAAUGCCAUAGAAAUCUAGGGUGCAAAUAUACUUUGAUUACAGUGUAUAGUUCUGGUCACCGCACUUCAAAAUGGAUAUUGUGGAGCUGGAAAAGGUUAACCAAAAUUAUCAAGGGGAUAGAGCAACUCCGCUAUAAAGCAAGGUUAUAGUUUUGGGUGCUUUUUGGUUUAGAGAUAAAGUGAGUAAGAGGAGACAUCAUAAAGGUAUAUAUGGUGUAGGGAAAGUGUUCAGGGAUUUCCCCCCCUCCCUCAUAAACCUAGAACUUGUGGACAUCCAGUAACUGAAUGUUAGAACAUUCAGGACUGACAAAAGAAAGUAUUUCUUCAGUUGGUGCAUAGUUAAACUCUGGCACCUGCUCCCACAAUAAGUAAUAAUGGUCAUCUACUUGGAUGGCUUUAAGGAUGCCUAAGAGGAUUAGACAAAUUCAUCCAGGAUGAGGUUAUCAAUUGCUACAAGUCAUUGCUACAGUCGCUGACAAUGGAAGAAGGGAAGAAUUCUGUUUGGCUCAAGUCCUGCUUGCAGACUUCCUGUGGGCAUCUGGUUGGCCAUUGGCCUCAUUCAGCAGGCUCUUCUUACAUUCUUACAAUAUAAAAAUAGUUUUGAAAUCUUUUAUUUCCAGUCAAACAAAGGUUAAAUUCCUUCCAUGUGACAUUCAAACAGAUUAAAUUAUUGAUUCUCCAAUCAUAUUCUUUCCUGUCUUCAGCUGUAUUUUUUUAUUGCCUAAUUGUGUUAUGCUUAAAAUAGGCCAUAAAAAUUAAUAGCUGUGUUCUGCAAACAGCUGCCAAGUUUACCAUAAUUGUUCUGCACUUGUUGCACAAUAUUUUUAAACCUUGUCACAUUUGUUUCUAGGCUAGCAUUCUGAUGUUCUGCAGAUCGGUUACAUGUUUCCAAGGCAUUAAUUUCCAUGACUAAUGUGCAUAUAUUACUUAGCAUCAUCUUAUUUGAUGUAGUAUUGGAAAAUCCCAGUAGAGACAAGACUUCAAGGGCUGCAGUUUUGUGCCCAUGUAGCUUGGGAGUGAGGCUUACUUCUGAAUAAACAUGUAUAGGAUUGUAAAUCAGCUUCCAGCUGUCCUCAUUCUAAAAACAGAAACCUUUUUUAAAAUUAUUUUUUCCGGGAUCAUUAAAUGCGCAUAAAAUCCAAAGGAGGAAAUGUUGUAGAAAUGGCUGAUUUCAACUACCCUGAUGUAGACUGACUACAUAUAUGUUCCAAAGAGGUAAAAUUCUAGAUACCCCAAAUUACUGUAUCUUAAAAUGGUUGGUCAUGGAACUGACCAGAGGGGCAGUGACCUUUGACUUAAUCUUUAGCAGUAUCCAUGACCUGACAUCAGAUAUGUGUUGUUAAGUCAGUUGGGAGCAGUGACCACAGUGCUAUUAAAUAUACAUGUAAAUGACUGAUUGCUAAGAAAAUUCAACAUGGUCACGUUUGAUUUCAAAACAAGAAACUUGUCCAAAAUGAAGGGAUUUGUAAAAAGGAAUUUGAAAGGCAAAGUCAAAAAGGUAAAUUCAUUCAGAUGCUUGAGAGUUGUUUAAAAGCACCAUGUUAGAAGUCCAACUGGAGUGUAUGCUGCAGAUCAGGAAAGUUAGGAGGGCCAAGAGAAUGUUAGCUAACCCUCAUUUUAAUUGAACAUCAUUGUAUUCAAAGCAGAGCACAAUACCUGUAGACACCAUACAUAAGUGCAUGCACACAGCAAAGUUGAUGUUGAAUUACAAUAAAAUGCAAAAAAAGUUCAGCUUUGACAACUUAAUCAGAGCUUAAAUGAAUGCAAAACAAAUACAUUGCAAUUGAUUUUUACAACCCCUGUAGAAAUUCCAACCAGGAAUUUACAGACCACAUUGGCACCUGUACCAGACUCAAUUAGUUCUCCCUUAUUUUAAGGGUAAUACUUGAAUACACUUUGCCUUCUCAGCUUCCAUAUUUUGCUUGAAUAUAGAUAUGCCCACAGUGUAUAUUAAAGGACAGAAACGGUGUAGUCUCUGGUUUUCUGUGCUUUGUAGAUGAAUUGCUUGUGCAACUUUCUGCAGUGCUGCUUCAGUUUUUAAAAACAGGUAUUGCUUUUUUAUUUUGGCAGACUGAAGUUACAAUAGGGCAUUAUUUGACUGAGCAGAUGAGUAGUGUAAAUAGGAAAAGGAGAAAAUCUCAGGUUGAUAGAGUUGGAGGAAAUCAGUUUUACUAUUUCUUUUUUAAUUCACUGGCAGUGUGCAUGAUGCAGUAGUUAAAAGUUGUGAUCUAGUAGUAUACAUAAAUGAUUUACAAAACCCAUGGCCUGCCCCAGCUAAUAUUCAAGGAGGUGAAACCUGUUGUGGUUCCUCACCUGUACACAACUCUUAAAGGUACAAGAACCCUGAACUCGUUUGCAUUUGCUCUUAUGCAUGUAUGUAAAACACAUUCUAAAGUGCUGGGAAGGUUAGACAGUUCUGGUAGUUCAACUGGUUAACACUACUAUGGAAAUUAUCAGAAGUGUGGAAGAGAUAAAAAAUGGGUAUACAAGACUACAGUCAUACCUUGGGUUACAGACGCUUCAGGUUGCAUGUGUUCAGGUUGCGCACCAUGCUGAACCCAGAAGUACCGUAUGUUCCGGCAUAUAAGAUGACUUUUUAACCCAGGAAAACCACCCCAAAAGUUGGGGGCCAUCUUAUACGCUGGGUAUAUGCGGAGCCACCUGUUGGGAAGGAGGAGAGGGAGCCGGUGAGCAGAAGUUCCCCUUCUGCCGUCGCUCCUCCUCCCUCCCCACGGAAGGGGACGCAGCCUCCUGUGACGCAGUGCGAGGCCCCGCCUCUUCCGUACCGGCACAGCGCGUGUUCGUUGGCCGCUGCUCUCUCCUCACCACGGAAAGUCCUUCCAAGUGUGGUGCUCACCCGCAUGCCUGCUGCUGCCGUCAUGGGAGCCGGAUCCGGCCUCUGUUGUGGCCGCACGGGGCUUCGCUCAGCUCACGGACGCCAUGAAGAGCCUGCUGCAGCGAGGUGGUGCGCUGCUUCGGCCAGGGCUCCAAAGAGCUGGGCAUCCCCACAGGUGAGGGCGGCGGAGGCCAAACUCUAUAAUUCAACAGCAAAAGUUGGGGGAGGGGUCAUCUUAUACGCCCAGUCGCCUAAUACGCCAGAACAUACGGUACCAGAACAGGUUACUUCUGGGUUUCGGCGCUUGUGCAGAAGCGCUAAAUUGCACUUUGCGCAUGCGCAGAAGCGCCGAAGUGCGAUCUGUGCAUGCGCAGACGCAGCACUGCAGGUUGCGAACGCUGCGGGUUGCGAACGUGCCUCCUGCACGGAUCACGUUUGCAGCCCAAGCAUCCACUGUACUAAGAUACAGCUUGGACUUCAACAGGAUAAACCCUUAGAUUGUUUGCUUGGAGGAAUAGAAAGUAGAAAACAUACACAAGAUUUGUAUAUUUUGAGUCUUAAUCUUCUGGGUAACAAUGGCAUAAUGUCGUAUACUAAAACAUCCAGUACAUUUGUGGGUUUUAAAAGACAUGCAGUACAGUUAAGGCCCAAGUUAUACAGAACCAUUAUUUUCAUUCUGCAUUGUGUGAGUGGACUUCUACUCAUUCCACUGGCCUUUAACUUCCUCUUGCCCUCCCUGCAUUUUAAAAAACGUGCUCCAGAGGGUCCUCCAGUGUUAAAGCAGAUUUUGAGGGUGUGCAAGGGACUGCAAAGAGUAAUGUGAAUUCCCAUUGUGUGUAUGGAAUUACAUUACAUAUGCAUAUGGACAACUUUGGAUACAACCCAUAAUAUUCAAAAUUAUCCUGAACCUCAUUGUUUCAUUUUCUUGUUCAUAUAUUGUUAGAAUAACAAGAUCUAAUGCAUCUUGUUUUCUUUGCUGAUCACAGACAAGACAGAGCUCCAGCACUAGUUCUUUAUUUCAUGGGGAAAUUGAUCUGGAUCCACUCUGGUUAAAGUUAGUUGUGUGAUGAAAGUCAGUAAUUGGAUUUACAUUAGUCAUGAUUGAACUGUUCUGUUGCAAUGUGAUUGGGUCAUGACUAGCUGAAUUGUAAUCUAGGUAUGAUCAUAGUGGUGUAUGGUCAAAUAAUCUGAUACAUGGUCUUCCUCUUUAACAUAGCAUCUUGGUUAAUUUUUGUUAGGACAUCAAUUAAUAAGCAUAAAACUAACCUUUCACAGCAGGUUAAAAUCCUACAAAAACAUGUCUAGGUCUGACCUGUCAUACUUUGUAGCUCACAAAAAUGUUUUGAGAGUUAUCUUUAUUGUGUUUCCUUUUUUUGUCUUUGGUUUCUUAAUUUUCAUUUUAGUACCAUGAAUUAAUGUCAUGGAUAUUGUUUGAGUGUGCUGAUUGUAUUGUGAUCACUGACUCUCUGUAACCCAGGGAAUAUAACUUGGCAUUGUGUUAAAUUAUUAAAAUUCAUUGUCACUGGACUUGUCUUGAUAGAACCUUUCAGGUGUAAAGAAUAUGAAAUGGAAUUUUGUGAAUUUGUCAUGUAUUUACCUUCAGUGACACAGGUACUACUGGCCUAUUGUUGUUCUAAAGGGGAAACCCCUAAGUAAUUGGACUGCUUUGAUUUUUUAGUAUUUCUGCAGUUAAGGCCAGUUGCCAAUCAUAGUAAAUAUUUGUAAACAAUAUGUACUGCAUUUCUUUUCACAUGCUAGAUUUUUUGAUUAACAUGUUUAGUGACUUUGUUUUGUUGUAAUGAUGUGGAAGAGAUAAAAAUGCAUCUUGUCUUUCCAAGUCUAAAUAUAGCCACAGAGUUAUCUAGAGAGUGGUUUGGUUUUUAUUUAUCAGUCAGAAAAAGCUACUGUUGGAGAAUAUUAUUGACUGACAGUUUAUAUAUCUCUCAUUUUCAAUUUGAAAAUUUGUUGGUGCUAAAUAUGAAAUGGCAUCAGAUGUUAGCAAGGAAAAGAUUGCUUGUGUGUUUGUACAUACAAAAUUGACCUUUGUGAUCCAGCUUAACAUCUAAGUACUAAGAGCAAUCAUUUGUUUUGACAGCAGAAUUAAUUGAGGCUAAAACAGUCGAAAUUCCACUUGUAUCAAGCUGUUCAUUAGGAAUUGCUCUCUGGCUUUAGUGCUGUCAGAAAAAUAACCUGUUCUGCUAUGAUUAAAUAGCAGAAUGAUGGUCGGUCCACUGCAUUUGAGAAAGAGGUUGAAUAAACUUUCUACUGCGGAAACAAUUCAGAAGUGACACGCUGCAAGGGGGGUCAGAAUGUGCAUUGAUAUCCAGCUGAGCUGUCAACUGGCACUGAGCCAGACACGCAAAGCUUUGCCAUUUUGAAGCAGCAUGUGAGGCAUAUGCAGUUUUUUUAAAAAUUGUCCUCCUUUCAUGCAUGAUUUAAUGCCAGAGGGGGAAAACCCUUUUGUUUUCAUCUAAAACCAAGCAUAUUGUCGGCAGUUAUAUUUGCAACUACAAGUAGCUUUUUAAGCUUAUGUCACUUUUAAAUAGAGGCUACUUUUUAUUAUUCAAUGUAACAUAUUUGCAAUAUGUAAAAAACAAUUUGUUGCAAUUUAAGUUGGUUAGCAUUCCUUUAUGCUCCACAAAAUAUGUUCCUAUGAUACUCUCUUUUUUCGUUGUAAUUUCCAUUGUAAAGCUACUAAAAUAUUUUGAGAAUGCAUGUGUACUGUUUAUAUCUUACAAAGCAAGAAUUUUCAACACACAUCCUUUUUUCCUCCUUUCCUAUUUAAAUAGCCAACAUACAGUAUUUUCCACUUCAUUCCUUUUCCCCCUUUUUUUAAAAGUUCCUUCAGACCCAUGAGUGUGUAGCUGCUGUCUUCAUCAAGCUUGGCUUAUCCAUUUCUGCAGAAUACACACUAGUUGACCGAUCAUGACACUUUUCUCUAACUGGUUGACAAAGCAUUUAACUGUUUUCAAAGCCAUUAGUGCCACUUCACAGAUUAAUUAGGUGGCAGGUGACACUGUGACAUGACUGGGUUUUCUUGUUUUUUGUUUUACUGUCGCAUUAAUCUCUCUUGAGAGAUGAAGUGCAUCACUGGUAACUAUUUGUCUAGCAUGCAAAAGAUCAAAAUAGAAUUGGAUGUACCGGUAAUACUAUAUUUACUACUAUUACUUCAUCAAUGUAGUUUCCAGUUCAGCUGAAUUUGUCAAAGUGGUGUCAGCUAUGUUUGUUUAUCCUUAUUAAAUAAUUGUGUUAACAGCACAAUCAUCAGACUCCUGAUACUAUAUGCCUUAUAUGGUAAUGGAAGAUGUGAUUUGCAUUUAUAUGUAUAUUUCUUAUAACAUAAUACCAUAUGUUUAAGAUCAUGUAGCUUCUUCUGGCUUCCUGCGGAUCAGUAUAACUAAAUCAGUGGCAGGAAGCCUCUUUUAGGCCGCUGUUGUGGACUGGCUGGAUUCAGAGGAGUGGGUGGGGGCACCAGUUGGGGAACCCCCAAGGAAGUAAGGCUUAGAGCAGCCUUUCUCAACCUGUGGGUCCCCAGAUGUUGUUGGACCACAACUCCCAUCACCCCUAGCUAGCAAGGCCAGAGCUCAGGGAUGAUGGGAGUUGUAGUCCAACAACAUCUGGGGACCCACUGGUUGAGAGCCGCUGGCUUAGAGCCAGGGGAUUGGUGGUGGGAUGACAGUGAGUGGUCAGAGGGAGAAGAGGGAACAGACUGCAAGGAGGAGGUGUCAGAUGCUGAAGAAGAAACAGGAUUUAGUGAGCAGGAAGAUGCCCAGCUCCAACUGUCUAUUCCAUCUGUAGCUAUGGUAGACUAAUGCUUGGAGGCAGUGAUGAAUUAAAAGAGGGUUAAUAAACUAUUAUUUAAUCCCAAUAAGAUAGAGGUACUAUGGAUCAGCAGUUAUGAAGUCUAGGAAUUGAGGAGGUGGAGUAUUUAGGAUAGGGUAGCACCCAGCCACCCUCAGUGUAGCAGGUACAUAACUUGUAUCUAUUUGAGCCAUAGCUAUCAUUAGGGGCACAGGUGACCUCUGUAGCAAAGGACUGCAUACAGUAUACAGUGGACGCUCGGGUUGUGAACGUGAUCCAUGCGGGAAGCACGUUCACAACCCGCAGCACUGCGUCUGCGCACGCGCGAAUUGUGAUUCGGCGUUCCGGUACUUCCGGGUUCAGCGUGGUGCGCAACCCGAAAUCGUGCAACCCGAAGCGUCUGUAACCCGAGGUAUGACUGUAUCCAGCUCUAGUUCAUUCAACAGCUACAACCUUUCCUGGCCCGAGAUAGCUUGCUAUCAGUAACCUAUGUUGUAGUGACCUUGCAGUUGGAUUAUUGCUAUGAGCUCUACAUGAAACUGCCCUUGAAAAUGGUCCAGAAAUUGCAAUUAAUGCAGAAUGCAGCUGCCAGGUUGUUAACUGCAAUAUCCAGAUGGGAUCACGUAACACCUAUCCUAAAAGCUCUGCACUGGCUGCCUGAAUGCUGCCAGGAUCAAUUCAGGGUGUUAGUGAUGGUUUAAAAAGCCCUAUGUGUCUUGGGGCCCAAUUAUCUGGAGGAGCGCUUCAUCUAAUACCAGCUAAUUCAUUUCUUGAGAUUGGUGCACUCUGUUUCUGUGUGUAUACUCUUUUCCCAGUCUCUGCCAGGAUUCUCAUUAAUCCUAUUCUUAGGAGAAAAUAGAUUCAUCAUGGUGAAAAAGCCUCUGUCAUGUGAAAAGUAGUGAUCAUUGUCACUGUUUUUUCACUGUGGCCAAAGCUUAGUGCAGUCUUAGGGAUGAGACUCUGCCCUUCACCAGCCUUGGGAGAAGGGUGGGGGUUCUUUCCAACCUUAGGCUAAAGGCCCCUCCAGACUGGUGGUAUUUUUGCAGAUGUCUUCUGCAACAUAUAAUUGACACAAUAACAGUGCAUCAGUGCUGUAUGAUUUUUUUAAAUUGCAUUUUUAUUGGGGGUUUUCUUCUAAUGUAUGUAUUUUAUUAUAUUACAGUCUGACCCCCCACCCCCAAAAAACCUUUAAAAUUGCCAAGAAACAGCAAUUGAAAUGAACUGUGCUAGAUGCUGCAUAUUUUUUAAUUUUAUUUCAAUUGCCUCUUUUAUUUCUCAUACAUUAUUAUUUUAUUCUAUGGACUUGUUUGGAAGCCACUGAUCAAACAAAUUGUUUGAGUAAAUAUAGCCACCCUAGUCUUGAUGCAUGAUGUUUCUCCAUAAAUUAAAACAAGAAACAGCAUUAGAAUAACAUUGAUUUUCCAUCGUUUAAAGGACUUAUUGAAUUUGAAGAGUGUAAUACAGCCAGUGCAGUUGAAGGUGAGUUUUUCUUGUAUUGUUUAUCAUUCAAAAUGUACUUCUUAUAUCAUUUCUAGUGAACAUUGGGGAAAGGGUUUAAAAAAAUAAGGCUUAAAAGUAAGAAGUGAAGUCGUUUGCUCUAAUUAAGAUGAAAUGAAGUUAAUAUAUUUCUGAUAUAACAGGAAAUGAUCAGCAGCCUUAUGUUUUGUCUCAAUUAAGAGUCAGAACUUGCUCAGUGUGAUCCCAUCACAGAUGCUAGAGAGAAGUUGGCUAACUUUCAGUAUCCUAUUAGUGAGGGAGUGGCAAAUUUCACUUACAUGGAUACAUAAACAUGUCCUCAUAUAUGAAUGUCCCUGUAUCUAAAGCAUGCCAUUUCCAAGUAUCCCAUAGAUCUUCUGUUCAAUACUUUGGUGUUGCUUCUUGGUCUCCAAACCAAUUAUUGGCACAUUAGUAGAAACUAAGCCUUGGAUGCUUUCUGUUGAUCUAAUGGCAGAGCUAAAGAUUGGGGUUGAUGUUUUGAAGUAGUUCCAUUCUUUUUUGUGAGAAAAGUCUGAAAAGAUGGCUUCACACAAUGGAAUUUGUCCUCUAGGAUGCACUGGGUUUCAUUCUUGACCUCCAUACUUUAGAAACCGCUAUAAAACAAAGGGGAGAAAACGUAUGACAUAUUGGAACAAUAUACCAAUAACAUUUAAGCUGGUUCUGAUGAAAAGGGAUAGUACAAAGUUCUGGAAGCAUUGAACAGAUACUUUGAGUGAUAAACUACUUGAGGAUGACAAGACUAAAACUCAAUCCAGGCAAGACAAGAUGUGGAUAUUGGUAGUUCUCUUAUGUGCAACAUAAAAUGAUACAUAUUUAUCAUAUAUUUAUACAUAUUAUUAUUAAUAAUAUUAAUAAUAUAUUAUUAAUAAUAUAAUUUAUACAUAUUAUGAUACAUAAUAACUUCGUGUUAUUUACUGCAAUAGUGUAUCUCAUUACCUAUUCUGUUAACUAAUAUUUAAUCUUAAUUUCCAUCUAACAACACAUUGUCUGCUUUGCAGGGAUAAAGCCUAGAAAAAGAAAGCAUUUUGUGUUACCAAUUAGUAGAAAGGGAAAAGAUGCAGAAUCUGUGUAAGUAUGUUUCAAACUUGUUAGUAAAUCGUUUAAUGUUUGGUUUUUUAAAAAAUAGAAGCAUAAAUAUUUCUAUCUUUUUAAAUUUUAUUAUUAAUGCUGUAAGAGAUAAUGCUCCAAUAAAUUCCUAUGUAGCCCCCCAAAAAAACAACUUCCCCAAUUUUUAAGUGUGUGGGGGGUCACAGUUUGGGAGUCUUUAUGGAUUCUAGGUAGCAACUGUGGCUAGGAGUGCUUUUCCCUAGGUCAGGUUAGGGCACAAGCUGCAUCAAAGUUUUGGAGGAUCAUGGUUAUUUCUUAGGGUUGGAUUACUCUCAUCCAUUACUGUAGCACCCUGAAUCAUCAUCAGCAAAACUUCUGACUAGAGCCAGGAUUUUGAGGAUGUGACUCCUUCGUUAUGGUAGUUUCACAGGCUGUGCAUCCCACCAUUUUCUGAGGUGUGAUCAAUGGCAGCUCCUGUCAAGACCUUUGCCUUUGUGUCUACUUCCCCCAGGAAAUCCUCCUGACCACUUCACUAAUUUUCCAUAGGCAGCUAAAUACAUUGUUAUUCUACCAUCCCAAUGUAUGAAUUUAUCUUCUUUUUAUGUGUACUUAUAUAUGUAUGCUUUUAUUAACGUUAGCUGCUGCUGUAGCAGCUGUUGUUAUUUUUGUUGCCUUGGGCAUUUUUUUUACCUGAAAAGUGAUAUAUAUGGAAAUGGAAAAUGGAAAGUGAUCUAUGGAAAUGGAAAAGUGAUAUAUGAAUCCUGAAAAAUUAAAUAACUGUCUAUAGCCUGAUUUUAAAGGUGUUCUAAAGCAGCUAUGUAUCUGGUGAGAUGUUAACUAGACAACCAAAAGAGAUUUUGGUAAAUAAAAGCCAUAGCUAUUAUAACAAUUCACUAUUUUUUUAAACAGGGAAUGUCCAGAUGCUGAUUCAGUUGUAAGUAUUCUUAUAUUGAUCAAAGUUAUUCAAGAAAUUUGUUGUUGUUGUUAAUUGAAUUUAUAUACCGCCCUAUACCCGAGGGUCUCGGUGGUUCACAGUCUCUUUAGUUUCAAACAAGUUAUGUAUAGUGUGUUCCUUUCAUCAUUUGUAUUUCUAGUUCCUCUUGGCCAUAUUAUCAGUGUUUAAUUUGAGAUGACACAAAGGUGGAACUCCCUGUGGCUGAAAUGAAAGAAUGGAUUUCCAGAAUAAUCUGAAAUUUUUCCUGUAGAAACAGCAGCUAUCAACCCAUGUAUUAGGCCUCCAAUAUUCUAGAAAAUUCAUGGGUUUGGUUUCUUUUGUUUAAACAAUUUUGUGAAAUGAGAAUGUCUCAUAAUAAAAAGCACAAAAUAAACAGAUACAAAAUGUAUAUCUGUCAAAUAACCUUUUACUCUUGUAAACCCACUCUGAAGUUGCUUAUUUCUGAACUGUUGCAAGAAGCCCAAGCAGAUCAAGUUUUUGUGUGAUUUUAUGUUGCUCAAACUGAUAGGUUUAUUCCAGGAAUUAGGCCAUUCACAGAGUGAAACAUAAGUCAGGUUGACUUACAAUGUUUACUCUUUGACUUGUUUGUUUUGUUUCUCAUUGUUUAAUAAUUAAUGAAACAAAUCCAAGUGUAAAUGUGUCUGGCAUAUUCCUUUCAAGCUACACCAAGUAUGAUCGCUCACUCUCCCCGUCCCCAGAAGAAUAACUCGGCUUCAUAGUUUUCAAAACAUAAAUUUUAUUUCCUUUCUGUAGCAUUUUCAAAGUGUUACACAUAUACUCAGUCUCUUUAAUGCCAGUUUUACUAAGAGGCAACAUUCUUCAAACUUCACUUUAUAACAAAAGUUAUGCAAAUAUAACAAAUAUGUGAAAAGCACUAAGUAGAGUAUUUCGCACCAUCAAUUUUCUAUCAUCAAAUAGAUGUCCUCAAAUUGAAAAUGUUUUUGGUAUUGUUUGAACUGGCUGGCAUGACUCAUUUUAAAUAUCUUCAAAAUGUGUCCAUGUGUUUUUAAAAAUGUAGCAUUGAACUUGUAGUUGAUAGUGACUUUCUUGUGUAGAAGCAGAAGGAAACAAAGAGCUGGUCUUAGAAUAUUGAUCACUGCUUUAAUGCACUUGAAUCCAAUGCCUUUAGCCAAGGCAAUUUAAACGCCUUAGUAGAGAUGGUAUGAUAGUGAUUGUGUUGCUGUUGUGUAGCCUGUUGUGGUGCUCACUUGGUCCUUUGAAACAUAGGUCCCAAUAUAUAAUGAAAUAGAUCGGGGUGGGGAACCUCCUUGACUCUGGGAACCAGAUCCUUAUCAGGAUCAGUCUUAGAGGCCAAAUUUGACAGGUGGGCAGGGUGUAUUGCUCCUAGGAGGCUGGGGAAUGUGUUAUGAAUCCCCUGGGCUACCACAGGAUAGGCAAGUAAAGGUUUUAGGUCACAUUGAAGGGGACUUACCAAGGCAGAUAUUUGUAAGCUGAAAUAUAAUUUAAAAUUAUUAUUUUGUAGUUACUGUUCUUUAGCUAAAUAGCAAUAUUUCAUAAGUAUGAAUAUAGCAACAGUAGAGCACUGUAAACCAGCUGCUCCGUAUCUAUGCUUUUGGACUACCACCUUUUCCACAUUUUACGCUUGCAUAAAAAGCCAGCUUACCUGCUGCUGCUUUGGUAUUGCAUCCUUGUUCUUCAAUUUAUGUCACAAGCUAUCCAGAGUCUUUGUUUAACGGACUUUGUUGCAUUUAGCUAUGAUAGGUAACGUAAUAGCUUUCCAACUUUAACGAUAUAACUUCAGAAGUUCUUUGGUUGUAUGAGAAUGUACGCAUGGCCUCUAGCUAUUUGUAUUUGUUCGGUUUACUUUGUUGUCAAGUCUCGUUAGGACAUUUAACAUGGUUAGCUUGAGGUCAAGCAUAACAAAAGCUUCGUGAUUCUAAACAACUAGUGCUAAGGUAUUGAACCGUGUGAUGCCACUCUCUGUUUUUAAAUCAUGUUGCUUUAUAAAAGCAAAAUGUGCAAGUUCUUGAAAGAGAAACUGUCUAAAUAAUCUGGAUGAAUAUUUUCUGAUGCAUUUUUCUGGUUGUGAUUAUGAAGUUGGUAUUUGUUGAGAAAUUUGUAAUCCUAAGAGAGAGAACUUGUUUUGCAAUGUAUAAAAAGUGUAAAAUUGCUAAUCUUCAGGAAAAGGACAUAAGAAGCAUAAUUAAUGGGUCUAUAAUAAAGCUGUCAUGUGAUUGCCUUACCCAUUAAACAUUCUGUGUAAACUAAUGUCAGUUGGCAUAGCUCUGUCUGUUCUUGACCAAAAAUUACUAUUACGAUGCAGUAGAAGGAACUGCUUUUCACAUUGAGGUACUACAAGCAGUAGAUGCAAGAGUGAUUCUUGCUUCUGCUUUGCUGGGAUAAUGUGAAGUAGGUAUAACUUGCAUCCACAUUUUGUUGCUUCUCUGAAUCAGAAUCAGAAUCCGAUUGCUUCUCUGAACCUGCCAAUGCACCUAGAGUUUAUUACAUCUGUAAAAUUUCAGGGCACUGUGAUGGUGCAUUGGCAUUUUCAUUAUGAGAGCCUCACAUCCAGGGGGUCGGCAACCCGCAGCCCAUGGGCCACAAGUGGUCCAUGGGGGUCAUUUAAAUGGCCCACAAGCUGCCCCCCAACCGAGCUGCCCACUCAGUGAGCCCCCCUGUGCUGCGCUAAACUGGCGCAGCACGGAGCAGGGAUUUACUUCCACGGCACUGGAAAUCACGUGUGCAGACGCCGAAAAUCGCAUCUGCAAAGUCACAGGCACCGGAAAUCACGCAAUCCAGCCCACAGAGCGAUCUCCACGGGCGUGAACAGGCCCAGGCCCAUCUGUACAUACUCAAACCUAAAUUGAGAGGCUUUGGGGGUUACAGGUUAUCUUACUCUGUAUUACUCUAUAUUAGCUUAAUUCUAUAUUAGCUUAAUUUCACCCAUUCUAAACCCUAAAUGAAGUUUUUAAAAUGUAUUUAAAAUUUCCUUCAGAAGGUUGAAUAGCAUGCAUAAAAAUAGUAAAGCAGUGUAAAAUAGCAAAUACUAUAUUAUAUCUAAAAGGGGUCAGGGCUUCCUGAAUGUCAAGAUGAAAGAAAAGUAAUUGAAAAUGCCAUUUGUGCUGCUAUCAUGUGCACUAAAUUGGGAAUGAAUCCCAGAGAGAAGCCAUCUGUUCCUGGUGCACACCUUGAUUUAGCAUUGCUGUUAAGAGCAACAUAUGAAAAUGCCAUAACUGUUCCUGGUAGGUUGUAACAAACCAGUGCUGAUCUUGCAACAGAGUUGUAGGUUUCUGGCAGCUGGCAGUAGUCUAUACCAGGUGCAAUAUUGGAACAAUAAUCAAAGGCUGCAGUGUAGUCUGUCAAGGUUAUGAAAGCAGGAAUAAUAGGUCAUAAAUUCUUUCUGGAGUACAUGUAAUUCCUAUGCUUGAUUCGUCAGCUAACUCUUGUUUUAAGUGUUGUAAGGGGAAAAUAGCUUCACUAAUGUGGUAUAUUGUGUCUAGUUCAGUGGACACUGUUUUGGACAUAGAUUUGCAACAGUUUCUUUUUUCUCCAGACUCUCUAGCUAGGUUUAUCUCCCAGUUUUGAUUCCCUAAUUAUUCAAAAUGAACUGUGAAUGUUAUAAGACUUGUAAAGUACCAAAUUAUGAGUACUGUAACCUGAUUCCUCUGAACUCGUGGCUUGAAGUUCUGAUGAGAUAAACACUGCUGCUUUCAUAAACAGGUUUAAAGAUAAUCAACAAUACAUUAUGCUUGCUUUGACAUCUAUUGGAAAAUAUUUUGAUCGUGAUGGUCAUCUAAUAAGUUACCUGUUUUCUUUCCAGAACAUUCCGGAUGUUGAUGAUGAAGGUUAUAGCAUUAAACCAGAAGCUAGUCAGAAUAUCCUUUUAUUGUAAUGCUUAAUUAUGAACCUAGAGCAUGAGCCCUGCUGGAUCCAUGUCAAAGGCCAGGCUAGUCCAGCAUUUUGUUCAUGUAGUAGCUAACCAGAUGCCUAAGAGAUGCUGACAAGCAAUAUGUGUGCCUGCUUGAUAGCAUUCUCUUGCUUGUGAUCUGAAGCAACUGCUACUCAAAGGCACCCUGCCACUUGAUACUGGAGCCAUUGUGACUAGUGGCCACUGAUAACCUUAUCUUCCAUAAAUUUAUCUAAUCUCCUGUUAAAUCCAUCCCAGUUUCCUGUGUAUCCCACUAUUGUGGUUCAUUGGAUAACCUUGCUUUUUCCACAAUCUGCAUGUUAUCUUGUUUUCUAAACUAGAAAGCCACAAAUGUUGUAACCUUUCCUCAUAGGGAAGUUGUUCCAGCCUCUGUAUAAUUUUGGUUGCCCUGGUUGUGUACAAUCUCUUCACAAAGCUUUAUGAAUAUGUAAAGGACUAAUAUCAGUGAUUUUUGUGGGUCUUAAAAAUCCUGUUUAGCAACUUAUUAACUUGCAGUUGUUCUGUGUUUGUGUGUAUGCAUAGAGCAGUGCUGUUAGUCAUUAUGUGAUUAACUUCAUGACGUUCACCUUAACUGCAAAUAACAUACCAAAGAGAACCACUUCUAUUCUUCAAGUGAUUCUGACUCUGAAGAUGAUGAACCAAGGAAGUUCCAUGUGGAAAUUAAGCCUGUACAGGCAAAUAGUAGUUCUCAUUAUACAAUGCCUUCACUGGAUGAAUUAAAAGAAUCAAUAGGGAACAUCACACUUUCACCAGCUAUAUCUGUAAGUAAACUGAGCACAAUAUUUAGUAUAUCAGGCGCAAUCGGUAAAUAGUACUUUAAAACUAACCAUUUUAGCACAAGUGUAGAAUAUCUCAAUUGCCUAUUUUUAAUAAGUUAUGGAUUUCAAAUGAUAAAAGGAUGAAUUUUGAAAUGUGGUAUACCAGGUCUUUGGAGCAAGAGCAGAGACGCUGCCUGUGUAUAUAUGGAGUUAAGGGAGUACAUAUGAGGUUAACAUAGAGCCACUUUUUUAUUAGCAAAAGCCUCAUGAUUCAGAAACAAACACCCCAGCCCAGUUUUUGAAGCUAUAUUCUGAACAGAUUAUGUUAUAUUCUAAUUGUAAUCAUAUAUGCUGAAGUCAGAUUUUUAGUUUAGAGAGAGUUCUUCGUGCGUGUUAGAAUUACAAUAUUUUUGGCAUGGUCCUACCCCAUGCCAGGCGAUGCAGGCAAAUACAUUUUGUUGGAUUCCUAUGUUCCAUCUUAACUGCCUUUAGAAAAGUGAGAAACGAUCAGGUUCCAUCCUACAGUGCAACCUGUCACAUAACAUUAUUCGUAACUACAGUUUGCAUUUUACAUGGAUAAAUAUGUCCCUGGCUAACUCUACAAAUUUAUCUUCCCCAGACCAUAUCUGCCUCAGGUGUAUGAAUCCAACAAACUAUUUCAUCUGUGCUUUGGCUUUUUCUGUAUUUGAGUGUCUGCUGCUAUUAUGAGAUGGAGUCUGUUUCUCAAAAGACUAGGGAGAAGGGUUUAAAACAGUGUUUGGGUCCCCAGCUGUUGUUGGCCUACAAUUCCCAUCAUCCCUAGUUUUUUGUGUUGUUUCCUUUGUGGAAAGGUCAUUCUAGAUCAGGGGUUGUCAACCUGGUCCCUACUGCCCACUAGUGGGGGUUUCAGGAUUCUAGGUGGGCGGUAGAGGGUUCUAUGGCAUAAGCUGAAUCCUCCUUCCAUCGAGCACUGGUGGGCAGUAAGGAAGUUUUGCCAUCAAGAAAGAUGCAUUAGUGGGCAGUAGGUAUAAAAAGGUUGACUACCCCUGUUCUAGAUCAACAGUUGGGCUCUAAUACCCAUCAGCAUGGCUACUGGUUGGGUGAUAGGACUUGUAGUCCAACAUCAUCAGAGGGCCAUAAGUUAGCACACACACCCAGCUCUAGUUAAAGAUGGAUACAAAUAUACAACUAGUGAUUCAGUAUUUUGGUAUUUGAGAUCUCCAAUAAACAGUUGGUACCAUUCAGACCACACCAUCAGGAUUCUUGCCUUUUUCUUUAAAAUGUUAAAAUUAUAUUUUACACUUAGGCUUUUUUAUUACAUUAACGUUAUGGCUUGAUGCUUCAAGAUUCAAAGUUGUGGGGAGGGGAAUACAGUAGUACAUUUAACUUGCACCAAAUUGUAUGUAAUUAUGUUUUCCCUAUUUUAUUUUGUAUGCUGACAUCAGAGACAUAGUCCUGUAAGUAUUAAGUUAUAUUUACCAUAGUUUACUUCUAAUUAAAACUUAGCCAUGUGGGCUGGUGAUUGAUUUGAGUGUGUGCAUACGUGUGUUUCAUGGUGGUGAACUUCAAGCUUGCUUUUUUGCUGCACUUCCAAGACACUUUGAAGCGUUAGAGGCAAUUGGCCCCUGACCUUAUACUGUGUGAGGUCAGGGGCAAGGGGACAAGUGGUUGCCUCUUGUGGAGCAGUGUGGUCCCCAUGACAAUCAUCUGAAUUGGGGCACUAUGUCAAUUUCAUAUGAGCAGCUUUUUAAAAAACAAAAACAAAAAACUGCAUUUUGCUUCCCUAGCUGCUCUUGAUCAGUAAUUUACUUUCAUAUCAUCCCAGCACAGAUUUCUCAGGGUGGCUUCACAAUUUGACGCUUAAGCAGAAGCCAUUUGAAGCUGCUCCCACAUGGCUACUAAUGUGCACACAGGUUAUUUCAAGAAAAUGCAGAGUAGCAACUGCUUGGCUUUAAAAACAUCUGCCAACAGUAUUCAGCCUUGGUCAUGAAGAAAAAAAGGAAGAGGACCAACUUAAGUGGCAUAAAGUAUUGGCUUGCAAUAGAGAGCAGUCAUCAUGUUGCAGCAGUUUUAGGCAGUCUGCAUGGAAUGGGAUGGCCAUAUAGUGAAAAGCCACCAUUGGUUAAUUUUACCACAGAUUACAAACUUAAUCUCCAGAAGAUCUACCCAAUGUUUCACUACCUGUCUCUACCACUUACUUUGCCUGUUAGAGGUACAGUGGUGCCUCGCAAGACGAAAUUAAUCCGUUCCGCGAGUCUCUUCGUCUUGCGGUUUUUUCGUCUUGCGAAGCACGGCUAUCAGCGGCUUAGCGGCUAUUAACGGCUUAGCGGCUUUAAGAAAAAGGAAACAAACUCGCAAGAACUCGCAAGACGUUUCGUCUUGCGAAGCAAGCCCAUAGGGAAAUUCGUCUUGCGGAACAACUCAAAAAACGGAAAACUCUUUCGUCUAGCGAGUUUUCGUCUUGCGAGGCAUUCGUCUUGCGGGGCACCACUGUACUAAGCCUAAUAGCUAGUGGUGGCUUUGGAAUUUAUCUCCAACUGCCAACUCUUUAGUUUAGGAAGAAAAUAUUCGUUCACUAAGCGUUGUUCAUUUUUGUUAUUUUUCAUCUAGGCACAAAUGAACCGGAAUUCAUCCAGUAAGUGUGUGUGAACUGCUGACCAUCAUCUUGUUUUUCUUAUGUUUAUAUUGGACUUUAACUUGCUGUUCAUGAAAUCAUGCCUGUAUAAAUUGUUUCUUGCAAAUGAAAAGUUGUAUAUGGUGGGAUAUCAGGGAGUCCUAAAUCAAGGGGGGUUUUUUUGCUGCCAUGUUAAUGACUUUAAUGACAAUUCACUCCCCUGCCCUCACCCACAGAAUGCAAAAGUCUGCCUACUUUUGGUAAUUGUCCAAAACAUAGAUAUAUAUGUCCGUAAUAAAAUUGAUUAAUAAAAUGACUGUGUGAUAUUAGAUGGUUUUAAUGGAACUCUUAAAGAAUCUGACAGUAGAAACUGUACCACACAUUAAAGCUUGGUGCUUGCAUCCUGGCUUUGGGGUCAGGCUUUAGGUUGCAGUCCACCUCCCCUUGGUGCCAGGCUUGCGGAGAGAAUGGAUUUGGUGGACAUAUUCCUUCAGGCACCCCUGCCAGCCUCCACCCACAAAGUAACUGCUGGCAUGGAGCUCUUCAUUCCAUUUGCUGGAUGGGCAGAAGUACUGUGUGAUCCCCUGGGGCAGUAGCUCACAGCUCCAAAACAAGGGUGUUUCAAGGUGGGGCUAGCCCAUGCUGGGAUCUACUUUAUCCUUAGCCUCACUGAUGUCACUUGAUGGCAUCUGACCCAAUAUAGGCUUAGUUGCUGCUCCUUUGCCUUCUCUCCCAGGCAGCACAAGUGAUGGAGCUGUGGUGAUGGCUCUUUUGCUCCAUCAUGCCCCGCUGCUGCUCAACCAGGAUUUGGAUUGACCUGUAAUCUAUUUCUAAUAGCACUUCCAAUUUUAAAAAAGGAAUAAUAUAUUUGUCCUGUUAAACUUUUCUAAAACCUUAUAGGAUAUGGUGACAGUUUGUACAUGCUCUUAAAAGAACUAGCCUUCAUUGGAGCAAUGUGUAUAAAAUAUGUGACAAAGCUCUUCUCCUGUGUGCUGGUGGUGCUCAAAGAAGACUUAUCUAGCUUGGCCCUAAAAGGAAAAACAUUAGAGAGUUGUGAUCUCCCAGCUUUUUAAUUUUGGAGCGGGGCAUUCAGAAUCAGGACUGAAGCCUGAGGAACCACAGGUUAAUCCCCCAUGCUAUUUUCAGCUGCUAUUUCCCCACUAGGGCAAUCAUACAAGUACACUAGUUCCUUAAUGGGGUGAGUAGGAGGUAGGGAAGGACAUGGGUGGCGCUGUGGUCUAAACCACAGAGCCUAGGACUUGCCGAUCAGAAGGUCGGCAGUUUGAAUCCCCGCGACGGGGUGAGCUCCCGUUGUUCGGUCCCUGCUCCUGCCAACCUAGCAGUUCGAAAGCACGUCAAAGUGCAAAGUAGAUAAAUAGGUGCCGCUCCGGCAGGAAGGUAAAUGGCAUUUCUGUGUGCUGCUCUGUUUCGCCAGAAGCAGCUUAGUCAUGCUGGCCACAUGACCCAGAAGCUGUACGCCGGCUCCCUCGGCCAAUAAAGCGAGAUGAGCGCCGCAACCCCAGAGUCGUCCGUGACCGGACCUAAUGGUCAGGGGUCCCUUUACCUUUACCCUUAGGAGCUAGGGAACCUUUGCAGUUGGCAGGUUGCCACAUGACAGAGUGAUCUACAUGUUCCCAUAUAGAAGUGACUUCCAUAUAGGAAUUUGUCAGGUAUUAGUUACUUGAAUACUAAAAGUUACUUUGUCAGCACUGUGUACAUAUGUGCUUAAUUGUAAAAACACGUCUCUUUCUAGAUUUGCUUAAGGGUUUAAAUACCUAUUAAAUACUUACUGAUUUAAUACAAGUUAUUAACCUUUGACUGCAAAGACAGGCUUGUACCCCAAAUUUCCUUCUGAGCAUGUUCACAAAUCAGGGUUUUCCCAUAGGCCUGUUACCAAUGCACCUCUGAAAAUCUGUUUUUGAGAGCUGGAAGUCUCUUGAGAAUGGUGCAGGGGGCUAUAGAUGGAGAAAAGUUGCAAAAAUCAACCGUCUUCUUAGAUUAGAAGAGCAAAUUAGAAUCCAAGCCAUAGUUUGAGAAGAAUAUUGUAAUGCCUGUGUCUUACAGUAAAACUAUUUUGAGAUCAGCAUCUUGCAAAACUCGCUUUCUAUUUAUUUUUCUAUUCAUAUCCUGUUUUUUUUUAAAUUGGAGUCUUCAAAGAGGCUCUCAACAUUUAUAAAAUGCAUUGGAAACAUUAAAAACUAUACAUCUUAAAAACCAACAAACUGAUUCCGUUUAAGCAGGCAUUUGAUGUCCUUCCACACCCAUGUCCUUCCUGGAUUCCUUCUCACACAGCAAUUUUUGUUAUAAACACUUUUGGCAAAAGCAAAAGAUUCAUACUGUGAUGCAUUUCCACUUCAUGCCAGUGUUUGAGUUGUUUUGUAUUGCAUCUUUGCCAUUUAAAACAUUACUUUUAUAAAGCUGGCUGAUUUUGUUAAUUAAAUGUCAUGGCUUUCAAUUAUCAUAAUAUCUUUUAGGUGAAGAAUUAACAAAAUCAAAGCUUUCUGCUUCAUCUAAUGAGUAAGUUUUACAUUAGACAUUUAUUUUUAUUUGAAGAGUCACUGAAUAUUAAGUUUGAAGGGCUUUCUCCCCGCCCCCCAGAUUCCUGUGUCCAGUGUUCAGUUCUGAUGUGACAGUUUAGGUGUGGGCUGUUUGGGACUCCAAAAGAUGAAUUUCUGCAUUAAUUUUUUUUUUCAUCCUUCACUUUGGCUGCUUACCUGACUCCCCUUUAGUCUGUGCUCAUAUCAUAUGAUACAUAGUAUUUCCAGAAUAAAACAAUUAAGAUGAAAAAUUGAUAAUUACCUGUAGCAUAAAUACGAUGUACAUAGCUUUGCAUCUGUAAAUUUAUGUAUGAUCUGCCAGAAGAAUAUAAAUCACUUUCUUGCUGUCAUAAGCCAACAUAUUUUUGUUAUCCAUAAGUAAAAAAAAAUUGCCUUAAAGUCAACCUAAAUUCUACAAGGCCAUAUUGGAAAAAAUAAUAGCAUGGUUGCAGACCAAGGCCAAAAAGAAUCAAUUAAUUUGCUAGCCAUACAUGAUUCCAUCCCCAGCCUGAAGUGAUGCUCUUAUGCAGUCUUAAAGCUCAAUCAGGAACCUUUAGAAGCUGCUAUUAUAUAGGAGGUUCUUCAGUGGAGUGCUAAACAGAUUGCUUUGUCAGUGCAAGCUUUUCUGCUUGUCUGAGGGAAUUAACUGCCCUCUCCUCCCCCCAUGCAUUGCCUCGGGAGUUCUCCUGCCCCUCCUGAGUAAAUUUGGGGGUACAGGGGACACGUAGUGGAAGCAGGGGAAAGCCCAAUUGUACUAAUGGAACUUGGGGGGGGAAUUAGUUGAAUCUGGCCCAUAGUUAUUGUGUGUAAAAUGUAUUUUGUUCUAUCUGAAUCAGAAGGUUUUUUUAAGUCAAAUAAAACAGAUUUGUGACAGAAUUUGAUUCAGAUGCUUACAGAAGGGGUUUCAUUCCAUCCGCCUUUUCCCAAAAAAAAUAAAAAAAAUAGUAUAGCAAAUUUCAAUAUGUCCUCAUUAUGCAUCAUGUUUUUCUUUACUUUUAAAAAAUAAUUUCAUCAUUGUUUGGUCAACAGUUGUUUAAUCUUAUUUUACAAACACACAAGUUCCCAAAGUGGUUUAUGGCACAUAAAAUAGAAACAUCAGUAGCAAAAGUAACAUUAGCAUGUCAAACAAUUGACAGUUUCAGGGACAAUGUCUAUGAUAAUUCAAUACACCAUUAAACAGUAACCCAGCAGCUCAAGGCAGCUGUAGGAGUACACAGAUGUAAAAUUAGAUUAAGGCUACAGUAUUCACCCGACUAAGCUGGCAGUAAACCCCACUGGAUUCAGUAGAGCUUAUUUAUGAGUAGAAAUAGUUAGGAUUGCAUGAUCAAUUGGCCAAGUUCUCAAAAAUGGCAGUAAUGGAUUAAAAGCUAUAAGAAUGGUAAUACUUUAUAUUGAUUUAAAAAGCCACUAGUAUUCUCCCUUUCAUCAUUUGUAAGGGAAUAGUUUCUGGUGUAAAAUAUUUAAGUAUGCAUUAUUAUUAUUUUAAUAUGCAUAUGCAGCUUCAACUGUUAGUUCAGUUCUAAAAACAUACCUGGUAUGAUUUAUAUUCAUUUUAUGAUGACUUAUAGGAAGGGGAACAAUGACCUCCUAGCAUGGGAUCCACUCUUUAGGAAUUCUGGUGAUUCAUCCUCACUGACUUCAACAAUGUCUUCAUCUUCAUCAGGUAGGUUUAUUAUUAACAGAGAAAAGCCUCUUUUUCCAUUGGGAAACUUUAAUGACAAGUGUGCAAUGUAAAUAGGAUUUUCAAACGUAGUCACAGUAAUGUCAACUUACAUAUGAUUUCUAAAAUGCUGAUAAAGAACAUGCAGAUCCCACUUACUGAACACAAUGUUCAGUAUUGGAAAGUAUUUGCAUAACGAGUCCAUGAUUUCCAUUGAUUCCUAGGGGAACAUUUCUAAUCUGGGAUUUUUCUGAUCUCUGUUACCACUUUUUCAAUGGUUUCUUUUUGAAAUGACUGUAGCCAAACAGAGACAGAGAAAAAAUGAUUUAUCCAAUCUUUCCUCCCCUGAUUUGUCCAGUCUCCCUCUCUCCCUCCCUGCAUGGUUUCUGCCUGAAAAUGGCUCCAGCUCCCCACCUCUCAAGUACCAGUGAUACACACCAGGUCACCCCAUUCAUUCAUGAUCAGAUCAUGGAUCAGCCUGGUUUUAUUACAGACAGCAAUGAAAAUGCUGCUUCUUGAUUGAAUGAAGUUUUGCUUUUUAUUAUAUACUUGGCACUCUUAUAAGGGUUCUCAAAUACAAUGAACAAUCCAAGGAAUCUGAAGAAAAGCUAUCAUAUUUGCAAAUAAAAGAAGAAACAACUUUAGCAAGUUUGCUAAUGUCCUAGAUCCAGCACCCUGUUUCAUGUAUACUUGUAGAAGGCACUUCCAUAUAUUUAUAGACAGGGGUUGUUUAUUAUCUUUCUUCCAGUAACAAAUAGCAUUUCCUGCUUAUAGGAAAAAAUAAUCACAUUGAAAGUUCAAAGUAAGACUUUCCAUUUAAUGUGUUCUUUGCCCCUGAGUUGCACAAUGAACAAUUUAGAUCUGACCAUUAUUACAAUUUUAUCUGAAUCAAGUAAUUUGGUUUCAUGCAGUCUAUUUUUUUAUGUUAUGAGUAAUGUUACUGCUUACAAUUGCUGCUAAUUCUUGGAACAAUAUACUUUGUAGUGCUGCUUUUUAGAGUAGUAUUCACUGUUGAACUGUUUGGUCCAGUAGUUUCUAUGUUUAAAUUAGUUUUCUAUUCCAAUAAUAAGUAUACUAGAAUAUUUUAUUACUGUUCAUAAAUGUAAAUGUUACAGAAAUGUAUUAAUCUUUACUAUUGCCUUCCAGCAAGACCAACUACCCCUCUUUCUGUGGGUACCUUAGUGCCUCCUCCAAGACCAGCUUCUAGACCAAAGUUGACUGCAGGGAAACUCAGUGGAAUUAAUGAAAUUGUAAGAGCAAUGCAACUUGCCUUAAGUUAUAUUUAUCUCUCACUGUAGCUUUUCCCACUUAACUUUUGUAUGUAUUUAUGCUUUUGCAUUUUGUUUUUAAGCCAAGGCCAUUCAGCCCUCCUUUGACCUCCAAUUCUAGCCCACCUCCUUCAGCUCCUUUGGCACGUGCAGAGAGUUCCUCCUCAAUAUCAUCUUCUGCUUCAUUAAGUGCAGCAAAUACACCUACAGUUGGUAAGGAAGUGUAUCAGUGAUUCCCUGUAUAGUAUCUAAUUUUAAAACUUUUUUAGCCUUUGAAAAAUGGAUAUAAAAGCUAUUUAUAAAUCCUUUAUAUGAGAUGUGAAAGAAUUUGUUUAGGAAUAAAGGAGCUACUCCAAAAAGGGUCUCUUCACCAGGCAUGCAUGCACACCACACACACAUUGCAAACAUGCAAUGACAGGAUUCAUUUUAACAGGAUUUUAGACUUUAAACAUAGGUGAUCUACAUUUUUCUACAAGUGGGAAGCCUAUAAGGUACUGAUAAGUUUAUUUUUGGAGAGAAUACUUAUUUUCAUAGGUGAAGUUUUUCUCGCUCUGCGAAAAAGCCUUUUUAAAAUAGCUAAUUAUUAAAUUGGUUGUCUGGUUCUGUUCAUGAUAACAAGCAAUUAUCCAAACAGAUUUUUCUGGAUUGAUUUUCAGAGGUAUUUAAGUUGCAGCAUUUGACAAAUCUGGCCUUGCUCUCUUAAAAAUCAUUGUAUCAGCUGAAUGGAAAACAUUUUUAAUGUGUUCACCAGCAGUAUGUAUAAUGUUCAGCUGUUGUCUGGGGGCCAUGUUAGCUGUCUUAUAACUUCUGCCUCUUACUUCAGGCCAAGAGAAAGGAACUUACGCAGCUUCCUUCCUUCCUUCUUUCCCUCCUUCUGUUGGUUGGUUUUAAGUCGCUUUGGGUUGCCUUUGGCAAGAUUUUUAUUAUUAUUAUUAUUAUUAUUAAUAAUAUUUACCCAAAUUAUUUUUGUAAUGUGUUAUUUUAAGUAACAUAUUUAAAGAAAUUCCUUCUUAUUUAUCAUCACCGUCUUCCUAAGUAAUCUUUUUAAAAGUUACAGUACAUACAGAAUUACUUGGCAUUUAUUCUGUUUUAUACGUUAUUGUAUGAAACAUUAAAAAAUAAAGCCGUAUUCACAGUGUGGGGAUUCCAAUGCCCAGCUGGCUUUGUCCCCUGCUGUGCUUGUGCCAGGCCUGUCAGCAUAUGUGCCCUGUGUACAUGGUCUCUACCCCUCAAAGCCAUCUGUGUGAGGGAAGAGUGUUCUGCAGAUUGGGCCUACAUAGCCUUAUUUCCAAGGAGCAAAGAAGGCCAGUAGGUGUUGUUUCAGUCUUCCACCACACAUAGAUAUUAUGUCACCUGCAUUACUCUGAAACAUUUUGUUGCUGUAGAACUACAUGGUUUCUUGUUCUUUCCAAAGUGGAAAAAAUGAUGUGAUUAUCUUACUUUAAAGUGGGCAAGGAAAGGUUACCAUAUUUUUCGCCCUAUAGGGCGCACCUUGUUUUUUGGGGGGGAAAUAAAUUUUUUAAAAAAUUAUUUCCCUUCCCCAGCCCCCAGAACAGGCUGCUGCCCGCAAGCCUUGCGCGCCCGGCGGGGGUUCCCGCCGGGCGCGCAAGGCUUGCGGACAUCUGCCCGAAGCACGGGGCGUGCUCCGGAGCGCGCCCCGUGCUUUGGGCUGCAAGCUGCUGCCCGCAAGUCCUGCAAGCCCGGUGGGAACUCCUGUGGGUGCGCAAGGCUUGCGGACAUCUGCCCAAAGCCCGGGGUGCGCUCUGGAGCGCGCUUCGGGCUGCAGGCUGCUGCCCACAAGCCUUGGGAGCCCAGCGGGCACUCCCGCUGGGCUCCCAAGGCUUGCGGAUAGCUUCCUGAAGCCUGGAUAGCGAGCGGGGUCGGUGCGCACUGACCCCUCUCGCUCUCCAGGCUUCAGCGAAAGCCUGCAUUCGCCCCAUAGGACGCACACACAUUUUCCCUUCAUUUUUGAAGGGGAAAAAGUGCGUCCUAUAGGGCGAAAAAUACGGUACUUUUCUGCAGUCAUUAUAGAGGAAAUGGAAAUAAUCGACAUUAACUGGUGGAGUCCUUUGUUAAAUAUAGACUUAUUAUCUAUAUUAAAUUGUUGAUAUGAUGUUAUACAUACAUGCAUGCAUGCAUGUAUGCACAGGUAUUUUCUUCCAAAAAUCCUAGUGCAAUAUCUUAAAAUCUGCAUCAUCUAAUAUUUGUACUUUAGUAUUAAGUCUUACAUUAAUAAUUAAUGUCUUUUGAAAUUCAUAGCUGAAGUAAUCCAUCUUUGAAGUUGCUAACAUGAUAGGAAGUGACAUCAGUAAACUCUAUGCAUUCUAGGUAUUUCACGUGGCCCUAGCCCUGUCAGCCUUGGAAACCAGGACACUUUGCCUGUUGCAGUGGCCCUUACUGAGUCUGUUAAUGCCUACUUCAAAGGAGCAGAUCCCACAAAGUUAGUGAAACAUUUGUUUUGAAUUUUAUAUCUUGCAUUAAAAAAACAGAAUAAGGUUUUUGUUUUGUUUUUUACUUUGGAAAAAAUAAUGGAACUUCAGAAAUGAAAUUCUAAUGUAUAUUGUCCAGUGUCUAUUUGGAUAAAUACACUGCUGAUGAAAGUAUGGAUUAUGUUGUUAGAUAACUAUUGAAUGUCAUUCAAUACCUGCAUCAGACUUGGUUUUCAUUUUUAUUUGUGAAUGAUUCUUAGGGUAAUAUUAAGCUGUGUCUUCCAACUUGUACAGCAGACUUCUGCUUAUGCAAACAGGUCUCCCUUUUGUCUCUUUCCCUCUGUAGCCCCCAAAAUUUGCUGGAUAUGGUUGGGGGCCCUUCUGGAGUAGCUGGGGAAUAGAUGAGGAGACAGGUAGCUCCCUAGAGGAGAUGAAAAGUAUCACAUCUACUGGUGUGGCAUUGGAUCUUGCUGUUCAUGGGAACAAAGUCUACCCAGUACCAUACUUAUAUACCACUUUUCUACAUAAAAAGGCAUAAAAGCUAACAGUGUAUAACAGCACAUAAGAAGCCAUUUCAGAGCCUAUAUAUAGCAUUUAUUACCUGUUUCCGAAAGGCAACAAGUUAGGCAAGUUGUCCUCUUGAGGGAGGGAAUUUUACAGUUCUGGAGCCAUCACAGAGAAAGUCCAGCUCCCAACUGGAGAUGGUCUAGCAUCCAAAAAAGACCUCAAGCAAUAUUUCACUGGUUGACCAUAAUGGGAGUCAUGAGGCAUUCCAAAGGUACUCAGAACUUGUGCUGUAUGUAUAGAACUUUCUGCUGAAAUCUCUCCUAGUUCUAAAAUUGCAUUAUAAAUGAGCAAUCUUAGUAAAUUUGUAUGUUAACUAAUACUUUUUUACAGUUAGAUUGUUAUAACAACGGACAUGUUUUUACUAAACGUAGCAUGCAUCCUAUAGUUUGUUGUAAAAGUAAUGCUUGUAAUUUUACAUCUUUUUUUUAGAUGUAUUGUGAAAAUCACUGGUGAUAUGACAGUCUCAUUCCCAAGUGGAAUUAUUAAAGUCUUCACCAGCAAUCCAUCUCCAGCUGUGCUCUGCUUCAGGGUAAAAAACACAAGCAAACUAGAGCAGGUUCUUCCAAAUGCACAACUUGUAUACAGGUUUUGUAUUUUUUUAUCUAAUAGUAAACUAUCUAAUCUAUAAAUGUGCUUUGUUGCAUUAUUACAUUUUAUUUAUACAUUCUCUCAUGCUGAAGCCCUGUUCACCCUGCAAAUAUGCUUUGGUAAAUUGCAUUGUAUAUUUUAUGCUUGUCGUCUUUUUCAACAUCUUCAUUCCAAUUCUAGUGUUACUUUUAGAGAUUUAAUAAACUUGCAAGUUUCCAUUAGAGCUCACUUAGAACAAAUUACUGAAAUAACCUAAUUUUAAACCAUAAACAUUUUUCGUAGUACCAUGAUUCGCAGCUCCUUAAAAAGCUCCACCACCCCCUGCCAGGUUCACCACACAGAGUCCACAUUGCAUGCACACACAAGACAUAGAAACAAUUCCCAGAGGGGUAAGUCAUAGAGCAGUAGUGGGUCCAUGGUGUCUGAGAACUGGAUGAAUGCUAACUAAAUGGUGGUGCUAAAAAAAUGCAUAGCGGCAGUGUUAAUUAACCAUAAUGUCCACAGCAGUAGUGCACUAUUUCAUGGGUAACAGGGAUGUCUUCCCACCUCCUAACUAUGCUGGUAUUCCUUACCCCAUGAAGCUAGUUGCAUUUCCUCAUAUGGUUUGAUAUUACAAACAGAUUACAUAGCAUGCUUCGUUUCCUCAAUGCAAGCAUCUAAUGCUUUUUGUGAUUUAUUUUAUUUUAUUUUAUUUUAUUUACAUUACUUUUCAAAACAUAUUAAGCUCCUUCAUUUGAGGAAGGAUUUAAUCCAGUUUUGAAACAUGUGUUAGAGAAUAGUUCAGACAUCACUCAUCACAUCAAACUGGAAAACUAAAAUUGUAUCACUUUUAAAUGUUUAGGUACAAUCUUAACUUGUUGUUGAUUUGUACCUGUGUGCCAUCAUAAGGAUAUGUGUCAUGAGUCCCCAUAGGUGUUUGGCUUGCAGGUUGAAAGUAUGGCAAUACAUUCUCUUAUCAGAAUUCUUUGAUUCCCAGGCAUUAUGGAAAUCUGAGGGUCGCUCUGCAAUUUACUAGCUUUCUGCAGGCUCAGGAUAUGCCAUAUAUCUUCAGGAUUGCUUUUUAAACAAUUGGCCGUACACAACACACAGAGUACCUCAUUCAUUCCUGAGAAACUACAGCCUUCAUUUUGGGUUUACAUAUGGAUUACACUGGUCUCUUAAUCGCAGUCACCUAAUUAUGUUCUGAGCCACUGAAUAAAAAGUUGAUUUAUUUACUUAGUUCAGAACGUUUUCACUGUGGGCAGCUGCUCAAGCUGGACAGAAACUGCUGUGUAAUAGAUAAAUAUGAGAGUGAUUAAGGCUACGGUCUUAGACCAGCUGUCUCUCUUACUGGACAAUAUGAAUUUUCCCCAGGAUAUGCUGUUUGUGUGUUUAAAAUGACCAUGCUUUCUUCUACAGGGUUAUACAUAAAUAUAAUUUGUGCAACAUUUAUUAUGAAGUAAAUUAAAUUCAUCCUGGGCUGCUCCUCUCUAUGUGUUACAGUGGAUGUAGACUUCCAGCUACUUCAUAUAGCACCCACUGUGUAAAAAUGCAAAAUUGAGUAUAAAAUUGUAGAGGUAGUGUAUUGCAACAUUUUUACCAUCAUACUUUAUUCAUUUACUUACAUACUGCUUUUUAUUUAUACAUCAUAAAGCAGUUCACAAUAUGCAUAAAACCAUUAUAAUAAAGAAAUAACAGUUGAACUUUCCAGAUAGUCAUAUAAUUUCAGCAACUACAGAAGCCAAAGAAUUUACAUAUAGGAUGCUGAGGCAGAGAAUGUGUGAAAUGCCAAGUCCUUCUAGUUAUAUAUGGGCAGAGGGGAAGUGAAACCAGAAACUUUCAGGUUGUAAUUUAGCCUCUCUGCUACAGCAAAACAUCAUGAGCAGAGACAAAGUCACUGUUCUGCAAAUAUGCAAGAGUUCAUUUAGUUUUAAUCGGUGGGUUCCAUAGCAGCUCCAAUUUGUCUGUGUGAUCUUCUGCAAAGGUAUAAAACAGUUCUUCAGUGUGUGCUGCGGACCCUUUGGAUCCAACCCCCAUCCAUAGAAGUAGUUUUAAAAGAUGGUUAAAAACUUUGUAUUCCUUCUUUUGCAAAACAUUUCCAAUAUGUAAGAAAUCUAAAACCUGUGUUUUCACCAACUUUUUGUGCACAGUGAUCCAUCACAAAGCGAUUCCAAUGUAAGAGAUUUUUGGAUGGACAUGCAAGCUGUUACAGUCUACCUCAAGAAGCUAUCGGAACAGAAUCCUUCGGCUUCUUACUAUAAUGUAGAUGUUCUAAAAUAUCAGGUAACUUUUAAUUUUUUACUUUACUCACACCACACUAGCUUGGCCUUGCAUCUGACUGCAAAAAAAGCAAUUGACUCUUCCCUUGAUUAAUUUGUUCAGACUUUUUCCUCACAGUAUUUAUAGAAACAUUCUGGUAUUUUCUUUUUAAGGCUCAUAUAUGAUAACCUAAUACUUCUGAUCUUGGCUGUUGUCCUAGCUGCAACGUGCUGUUUGUUGCCUUUUUUCGCCCAGAUGGGUUCAAAGAUCAGGACGAAUAUUUUGCAGUACUGAAAGACACAUCUUGGAGCCAAGAGUUCAUAACUUCAGUCUGUGCCUUUAUCAUCUAAAAGUAUUUCCUGGCAACGUAGCCAUUUUCAGGACUUUUUAUAGUAAUGUUGUUAAUUUAUACAUAUUAAGUGUAAAGUUUCUGAUUAAGUAUAUUUUGCAGAACGCAGCACAAAAUUGAAACUUUAUAGUUUUCAUUAUUGGACCUAAAAGUCAUUAUUUGAUUAUUUUCAAAGGUAUCUUCAAAUGGCAUCCAAUCUACACCUCUGAAUCUUGCUACGUACUGGAAGUGCAAUAGUAACACUACUGAUGUAAGAGUCGAUUACAAAUACAACCCGGCCUCUAUGGCAGUGCCAACUAUGCUUUCUAAUAUACAGGUCAUGGUACCGGUUGAUGGAGGUGUAAUGAAUAUGCAGUCACUUCCUCCAGCAAAAUGGUAAUUUUUUUAAAAAAAAAUAUUAUUAUUAUUUUACUGCUGAUACUACAUGGAAUUCAUUCCACUAUGCUGCUGCUGUUUUACAUCUGAAACAUUGUGAAAAGCAAUCCUUUUAUUUUUAAAUUUUUCGCACCAUGGUACUGGUAUUAGGGGUGCUGUACAUCUCCUGAAAGAUAAUACACAGAAAACUAGGUUUUCUGCUUUAGUACAAACCUUCAACAAAACAAUGACUUUUUCAGGAUAUUUUAAGACUACAAAGUUAAUUUCCUUGUUCUGCCCGGCAUCUAGCAUAUUCUUGUUAAGUAAAAAGAAAAAAUUAAAGUUAAUGAAAAUAUUAAAAUAUUUAUUUAUUUAAGUAAUAUAUAUUCUGCUACGAUUGUCUCUUAUCAGUUUACAGGCAUACAAUACCAAAAAAAAGUACAAAUCAAUUUAAACUAUAAAAUCAAACUUCAAUUAAAGUGCCUGAUGGAAUUAAAAAGAGAAGUCAUAAAUAGGCACUGAACUUCCAAAAGGAAGCCAGCCUGUAUAUCCUUUACCUGGAAGGGAGUUCUAUAAAAAUUUGCCAUUAGGCUGCAGUCCAAUAACCAGACUUUACUUCUUAACAGGAAUUCAGAGCAGAUGAAAGCUUUAUGGAAAUUAUCUAGUAUUUCAGAAAAAUCAGAUAAUGGAGGUAAGAAAGUGUUUUUUAAAAAAUUAAAGUUAACCAGUGUAUAAUUAUUUCUUGUUUAUCUUCUAUUUCAAAUUUAACAAGUAAGCAGUGGAAAACUGAUACAUACUUAAUGGUGUGUCUAGUAUAUAGAUAAUUUUAUACAUUUUCCACAUUUUUAUAUGUAUUAUAUAUUUAUAUCAGUGUAUUUACAUGUCUUGGGGGGCCUUUCAGGUGGAAAAAGAUUCCUACUAAUGUAUUUCUGGGACGCGGGUGGCGCUGUGGUCUAAACCACUGAGCCUCUUGGGGUUUCCGAUGAGAAGGUCAGCGAUUUGAAUCCCCGUGACAGGGUGAGCUCCCGUUGCUCGGUCCCAGCUCCUGCCAACCUAGCAGUUCAAAAGCAGGUCAAAGUGCAAGUAGAUAAAUAGGUGCCGCUCCAGUGGGAAGGUAAACGGCGUUUCUGUGCGCUGUUCUGGUUCGCCAGAAGCGGCUUAGUCAUGCUGGCCACAUGACCCAGAAAGCUGUCUGUGGACAAACGCCGGCUCCCUUAGCCUAUAGAGUGAGAUGAGCGGCGCAACCCCAGGGCCGUCCGCAACUGGACUUGAACAGUCAGGGGUCCAUUUACCUUUUAAUGUAUUUCUAGGUCUCUUUUGUUCGAAAGGCACUUUUAUGAUUUACCUUACCUUCAAAAAUAAAUUCAACUAUAUAUUUGCAGUUUUAAAGUUGGCAUUGGAUAUUAUAGGCUGUCACUUUGGUCAUCAAAAUAGCAAUGAGAAAUAGUGGUUUUGCCUAUUUAUCCUAAACUCAAUGAAAGGAAACCAUGGAUAAGUUUAAAUGAGUGAGUGUGCAAGCGCAGGUUGUGAAAAUGUGGUCACUUCCUCCUCUAGUCCUUCUACCACACUACCUGGGCCUAGGUCAGCUGAUCAGUGCAGUCAGUGAGCCCCAAGUACCAAUUGGAAGCUUAAAUUCCCAGUUGCUCCUUUGCACCUGUGUCUUAACCACCCCACAUUUGACAUCACAUUACAUCAGGUGUAGAGCAAGUGGAUGUGGUUUGAGGGAAAUGCUAUUGCAAGCCACGUUAGAAGUCCUACUGGGCCUAAAUAGGGCCAUGGACUGAAGGUUCCCCAGUGCAGAUGUUGACUUUUUAUGUGCUGAAAUGUACAUGCCUGUAUUAUUGACUUAUCAAGGUAUCCUCCAAAUUAUUUCCCAUCCAGCUAGAUGUUGCAUUACAAACCAAGUCCUUAAUUAUUAUUCACUUUGUGUGUGUUUUCCCCCUGAAUAGGCUCUGGCUCCCUCAGAGCCAAAUUUGACCUUUCAGAAGGACCCAGCAAGCCAGCAACACUUGCAGUGCAAUUUAUCAGUGAAGGAAGCACACUUUCAGGAGUAGACGUUGAACUAGUAGGCACUGGCUACCGGCUUUCCCUACUUAAGAAGAGAUUUGCCACUGGUAAGAAGCAUAAUCAUAAUAGGACAUACAUUUCUUACUUUUUUUAAUCAUCAGUGGGAUGUGGUUAAUGCAGUACCAGUUUGCCCUUGCAUGGAAGUCAAACAUACCUCCUGAAAGUACACUGUGACUCACUGUGGUUCUGCUACACUCAGAACCAUGAGUGCAAAGGGGAAACUUUUUUCUGUAACGUAGUAGACUCAGGAGAGUUUCCCCUGUCAGUCACAGUGCUUUGACACGAAUCUCCCCUUCACAUUUUACAACAUUUACAAUGGCAAAUACCAGUGUCUGUUCUACAGACAUAUCUGUUGAGAAAAGUGUGUGGAAAAAACCUAAGUUCUGUACUGACUUGACAUCUUGGAAUAUAAGCAACUGAGUGCUCUAACAUAUACAGUUCAAACAUUGAAAACAGUGCCGCCAUUUUGGGCUGGCUGUGUUAGCCCACCAAAAAUUAUGAUUGCCUGUCCCUGUCUCUCCCCUUGUUGGCUUGCUCCCUCUCUGCCUUUCCUGUAAUUAAGGCUGGCAAAACACUUGCUGCUUUGGUUGAAGUUCCAGGUUUAGGGAGAAGAGUGGAACUUGUGUCACCAGAGCACAGGAACCUAUUUGCUAUGGCCAGUGGAAAUGUGGAAGCAUACCGUAUUUCACUGCAUACUAGUCGCCACCGUGUAAUAGUCACGCACCCCCUUCUCAGACCCCAAAAUUGGUCCCAGAGCAUUCCCUGCGUAAUAGUUGCAGAGGUAAUUCUGAGGCAAGCUGGGAGUAGGCACAGGGGGCCCCUGAGGCAGUGAGGGCUGCAGUCCAGGCCCUCACUGGCUUGCCAGCUAGAGGAGACAAGGCAAGGCAGGGCAAAGCCAGGCCCGGGCUGCUACUGCUGCCACUGCCACUAGUGCCGCCACCUUGGACUUGCCAAGAAGGGGAAGCAGCGGGCAGGCAAACAUCUCCACUGCCCAUCCACCACCUUCCCCCGCCUCUGCACGAGCGAAUAGCCUUGAGAGACCCAGGAAGAAAGAACUCUUAACAUUGGCUGAAGCCGCCACCUCUCCCAACAGAACUUCGUGCUGGGAGAAGGCAAAAUCCAGCGGAAAGGGUGAAGUCUGUGCCUUUUGCUUUGUAUUGCAUCAGUGCCCUCUUAAGAAAACUGGAGUCCAUAGCAUGUUGUUGCUUCUGACCAUAAUUCACCUCGUAAUGGACGCACCCCCCUUUUUUUGGAAGGGAAAAAUUGGCACAGAAAAUGUGACCAUUACGCGGCAAAAUACGGUAAUUUAAAAAUAUAGCUUUAGUUCAAGAAUCAGUAAAUCAUUUAUUGUGUUUGACUAAAAGCCAUUACAAAUUCAAUUAUAGAUCCACAAGUCAAUUAAAACCUGUUAAAAGAAAUAGAGAUAUACAUCAAUUUACAAUAAGUUAAAUUACCAUAAUGAAUCGCCUGCACAGUCUACAGCAUUGUCUUUUAUAUAGCUAGCAUAUUUUAGCAGCUUUAGCAAAUAGGGCUGUUUUGUAUGUGACAAGUGGAUCUUAGUUGUUAUCUUUAAAUAGAAGAAAAUUGUAAGUAAUUAGUAUAACUGUUUUUCACUUUAUUGAAAAGGUAUUAACUACAGAAGCUUUUUUUGUCUUUCAGGUCGAUAUAUGGCAGAUUGCUGAUGAGACAGUGGGGGGGGAAAUGAGUUCUCUCAAUGAAUAGAAAUUCACUAUUUUACUACCUUUCCAACACUAUUUUAACAUGCAUUUAUUUUUUUAAAAAUGUGUUGCUUAGUUUUUGAGUCUUAUAUCCAACAAAAAUGCACUUUCCAAAAUAAGUCAUUUAAAACAAACUAUUUUAUUAGCACUGAAGUGAACUCCAACACUAUCUGUAGGUGGUCAGCUGAAAUACUGGGAAACAAGAUUACGCAAAUGCUUAAUACUUAUGUAGCCUCAAAGCCAAAAUAGCAGUCAUUUCUGGUAUUUAAAAGGUGUGGUGCUUUGUGAUACCAAAAGCAACCACAUUAUUUUAGCUUUCUAUAAAUAUUACUGAAGUAUACUUUUUUCAGUUUCAAUAUUGCCAUUUCAUUUUAAAAAGUGGCAAAGUAAUUUUUGUUUCAUUCUUGUAUAUUCAUGUGCCAUAUCUGGUUAGAGAUACGUAUACAAAAUAACUUGAUUUUCAUAUACCAUAUAUAAUUAAGUGUAUAUUAUUUUAUAAAAGAUGGUUUUAAAAAUGUAAAGUGCAAUGUUUUUUUUAAAAAUUGCAACAGACAACAGAUAUUUACUUCUGCCAUUAGUUAACUUUAUGGGAGUUGUAAUUUUUAAUUAAUGCUGUAGAUUAAUUUAUUUUUAUAUGGAAUGUGUAACAUUUGUGCCUUUUUAAAACUGUGCCUAUCAAAAUGUCUAUAUGCCUCUUAUUUCUUUUUUUCAAUGUCUAGAUCUUCCAUACAGAAAAGCUCAUGUUUUUUCUGUGUAAUAUGUACAACUACAUAAUUCCUUAAGCAGGGAUUUGGAAGGGAAACUUCAAAUAACUCUAAAACAGCCGCUAAAAUAUUACAUUGCUUCCUUGUGGGUUGAAUGCAAUAAAUGCAGCCACUGUAAAGGGAACUGCUUGACUUUUAUAUAUUCACAGAAAAACAACUUGAUAUCAAAAUUAAACUUCAGUAUCACCAAAGAUGUGUAAAAUCCUGAAGGUGUGUUAAAUAAGUUUAAAACAAUUUAUACAAGAAUAAUUAUAGCAUUCCCUUUUGCUAACUAUAAAGUUUUGAAGUUUCAAGUGCUUUCAAAGGUGACAUGAAUGUAAAUGUAGUAGCUUUAGAGAAGUAAUAUUUUUCAAUGUUUAUUUUGAGCAGAACAAAAAUUGUCAUUCAUGCUAAUUUCAACAAAAUUGAUAAACUUAAAAAUUGAUAAACUUAGCAUUUGAAUGUUUGGAUUCAUCACUUUUUAAACACAGUGGCACUAAACAUCAACAGAAGUGAUCUAGUGGGAUCAUUUUUAGCACAAAUUCAUACUUUUAAAGCUUGCUGUGUAUUGUGUUGUUAAGAACUUGUUAAAUUCUGAAAUAAAAAGUUAAGGGGGUGUGGAAUUCUGUGCACUUCUGAAUUGCAGUGUCUAGGGGGGAAAUAAUUAAAUAUAAAAAUGCUUAUAAAAUCAGUAUUGGAUUGACCAGUCAGCUUUAUAUAUAAAAUGUAGAUAUAUAAUGCUCUUAGCCACAAGUUUUGGAGAAUGGGAACACACUAUAAAGGCUGCCACUAGUGGCAAGUGCAUAUGUUAAUGCACGUGUUACAUAGAUUUCAAAUGAAUUUAUAUUCAAGCUGAGCCAAGUAUCCUGUCCUCCCCUCUCCCCCACUUUAAUCUCCUGCAAAAGGAGACAGAAUAUCAGAGAUUUUGGGGAGACGGGAACAAAAUUUAGGAACUUCUGGCUGGAGGAUGGGCUUGCGUUACAAAGUGGCUGAAGGUUUUUUUCAUUUUUAACAAACAGAAAAAUAAACUGUUUACUGCCAUUUCAAGUGGUGUUGCCCUGAGCAGUGUUCCUUUUGAAAUUAGAAACAGAAUGUCCUGUAAGAAUGACACACUGUCAUGACAUAGUGUUGUUCCCAGCAGCACUCUUGGAAGGAAAAGAGGUGUCUGUCACCAUUGGUCAAUGAUAUAGUAGAGUUUCCAUAGGGUGUUCUGUCUCUAAUUUCAAAGGGAAGACUGCCAAGCUGCUGAAGGCAACCCAGUUGCCUCUUGAACUGACAGCAAAGCUUCCCCCCUUUAAAAUUAAAAUAAAACUGCCACCUUCCCUUUAACGGUAAUCCCACACCACAUACCCAAGAUUCUUUGAUUUCACCCAUUCUCUGAAGACCAGAUUAAUCUUGGGUGGAAGUCGUCCCCCACUGCCCUGCCUCCAAAAUGCUGAAAAAACUCUGGGCUGAAUAUUUUGGCCUAGUCAUAUUUUAUACAUUCAUAACUAAGUGUAGGGUUGCAGUCAAAAGAUUUAUAGCGAAUUAGUUUGCUUUUUAAACAUUUUGAUUGUUUUUAUCAAAUCUUAACUGGGAUUUCAUUGCAGCAAUAUAUAUUGGAUUUUCAUAUUUAAAAAUGUUAGUCUUUACUGAAUUAUUACUAGAAUUUGUAAACUAAAAUUGGCAUAAAUUGGCAUUUCAAAAGGUACAGUCUUUUACCAGAAUCUUAAUUGUAAUCUGCUAAUGCAAUCAAAAUUGCUUGAACAGUUUAAUCCUUACUAUUGAAAUUCAGUUUAUUUUGUUUUUCAUUAUUAAUCAUGUAUUGUUUCUAAAUUCAUGCAAAAGCUAAGUUUCAGCACUUUUAAUCUAGCCUUAAUACCAAGUGUUCUCAAACAUACAUUCGCAAAGAGUGCAGGUUACAAAUUUGAAGCCAUACAAGUUUAUUAGCAUAUUUGUAAAGAACUCUAGAAAUUGUAUAAAACCACAAAUAUCUGAAAAACUGCAUGUAGCAAGCUGGAUCUUGCUUCUUUAUAAAAGUGAUCCGUUUUAUAGCUGCCUCUUGAGAGAAUUUGUAAACACAACUCUAAAGGGUUUUAGGUUUGUAUGAACUGUAAAUUAGAGCAAUAUAAAUCUCCUAGAAAAAUUGUAAAUACAUCUGAUCUUUCACAAAAUGUAAAAAAUAUUGCACCCCAUAAUAAACAUAUAAUAUAUAACUUAUAAAUUGACUCUGCUGUUUAUAUCCUAUCUCAGGUCAAGGACAGUCUUCUCACAUAAAAUGUGUUGGUUUUUCAAACAAAGGAAAUACUUUUAACAUGUUUGUAUUUUAUUAAAGCAUGUGGUAC
Podarcis lilfordi (Lilford's wall lizard) is the source of this 62685-nucleotide messenger RNA. The record is from the annotation of a GenBank genome assembly. NCBI's taxonomy places the organism in Eukaryota, Metazoa, Chordata, Lepidosauria, Squamata, Lacertidae.